This is a messenger RNA of Homo sapiens (human), 45837 nucleotides long. RefSeq names its product zinc finger protein 462 (gene ZNF462). The transcript is spliced from 13 exons. The coding region runs from base 35530 to 43233 and encodes 2567 amino acids. The record is from RefSeq and is a predicted model, not a curated record. NCBI's taxonomy places the organism in Eukaryota, Metazoa, Chordata, Mammalia, Primates, Hominidae. Gene Ontology annotation, cellular component: nucleus.
UUCUUCAGUUUUGCUCAUGUCAGCUGAGUGUUUCUCUUUUGAACUGGGAAAUGCCAGAGGCUGGGGGGUGGGAGCCGAUGUCCUCUAAGGGAAAAUUCUCCCCGUUAACACUGCAAAUGUGCCUUAACAUUGUACUUAUUCCUCCAAAAAUAAUUGUUCAGUGGCACAAUGUGGGAUACUUGAAAGAUGUUUGCUGCACAAAGGUUCCAAUACUUACCUGCAGAUUAAGAAAUGAGUUUCUAAACCAUCUCAUUUCUAUUGCUAAUGAAAAGCUUUGGAAGGCACCUGUGAAUUAGAGCUCCAGCUGCUAUCAUGGUAGGGAAGUUAGGCCUUGAAAGGAUACGUGGAUUAGCCUGUCAGAAAAGCAAACAGUAGCAUCAGCACAAGUAGAAAAUAGACAAGGUUGUUAAAGCUAACAGGAAAGUAGGCUAAAGCAUUGCUGUAAUUUUAUAGUGGAAAUUUGCUGGGAAGGAGUGACUGGUUGGAUGGGAGAAGGAAAAGAAGAGAAGCAGGAAAAUAAUUGACUAGCCAAAUUGAAGAAGUCUGUCCACUGGGGAAGAUCCUACAGGAAGAAGUAAGGCAUUGCUUUUAAGAAAGCGAUUAUAGCAAGUAGAAAAAGACCUUGUAAUUUGGUACCUAACACAUGUGAAAUAUGAAGACCAGUGCUCAGGUACACAUUCUUUGGCCAGUUCCUAUUGUAAAAAAUAGAAUUGGGUUUGGAGGACAAUUUAUGUGACUUUGGGGUUACAAUUACAGCCUUUCUGAUAAAGGACAGAUGGAAACUCAAGGGAACUGGUUAAGUAGGCCUAGGUGGAGAUUUUCCUGGAAAACGAACGAAGUAGAGAAUAGAGCACAGCAGAAAACAGCUGCAUUAUUAAUGGACAGAAAAUGUGAUAGUCCUCUCUGAAGUGAUCCAUAGAGCUUCUCUACCUACACCCUGGGUGUUAGAAGAAAUGAAGAACAAAGACAUGCCUUUUCAGAGGGGAAAGGAAUGGACUAUGACUACUACCUGGCGUCAGUUUGGGUUUCAGCCAUUGACUUGAGCCAAGCGUCACAGGCUGGUCUGUCCUUCCAGUCCCAGCAUUUUAAAAUCCAAAAUAAGGCCACUGUGGUCCAGAAUGUUUAGCCAUUCUAAUCCCUAAUUACAUCAUCCCUCUGUGUUAUGACUAAUUAGUCAGCAAUUGAGCACCAAUCAUUCAACCCAGAUUGCCAUGGGCCUGAUGGAGGGUCCUUCGUUUGGGGUACAAUUUGAAUGCUGGGUUAUAGCUGAAGAUGACCAAAGAUAGAUACCAGCUACAAGUACUUAUCACCCAGAAUCUUUUCUCUUCAGUGGUUUCUAUCUUAAAUAGUCUUCUCUGAAGACUAAUUAGUAUUUGAUAACAAUAAGUGAGAAGGGAGUCUUUGUAGAAGAGACCAUUUUCUUUUUUCUUUUCUUUUUGGAGACAGUUUUGCUCUGUCUCCCAGGCUGGAGUGCAGUGGCACGAUCUCCACUUAAGCAACUGCUGCCUCCCAGGUUCAAGCAAUUCUCCUGACUCAGCCUCCCAAGUAGCUGGGACUACAGGCACAAGCCACCAUGCCCAGCUAAUUUCUUGUAUUUUAGUAGAGACGGGGUUUCACUGUGUUGUCCAGGCUGGUCUCGAACUCCUGAGCUCAGGCAAUCUGCCUGCCUCGGCCUUCCAAAGUGCUACGACUACAGGCAUGAGCCACCAUGCCCGGCCUCAGAAAAGACCAUUUUAAUUUAAAUAUCGGAGUUCAGUUGCAAGAACUUCCCCCCUUUCUGCUGUCAAUUGAAUAUUGUCUGUUCUAAUACUGGGUAAGAACAAUAGAAAAUAAAUAUGAUUGCUUCAUCAAAAAAAUCUGCCAACUCUAUAGAGUGGGAAUACCACAUAGGACCUUAAAAAAUGCUGUCUUCCCUCGUGGACUGACUCAUAGUUAAUACUGGACAACGGUUUUUAUUUUUUUUUAACAUUUAAUAUGAACCAGGGACUGUUCAUACGGUAGAGGAAACUGAGGUUUAGGGAGGUAAAGUAAUUUAGCCAAAGUCAUGAGGCUGCAAAGUGGGGGAGCCAGGAUUCACAUGGAGUGGGGACUGCCUCCAGAGGCCUGGCUCUCAGCUGAUGGGACCCGGCCUUGGUUAUUACUUAGUCUGCUAAUAGCUUAUGUUCUUGAUGGUUUAUCUCUUCCAGUUGCUUAUGCCAGGAGUAUAUCCUUGGAGUUCUAGAAGGAAAUCUGAGAAUAAUGGAAAAUUAAUUGUAAUAUAUUAUUUGAUAUGAGAGAUAUAACUUAUUGCAAUAGCUUGAGGAAGUGUGUUUAACUUAAGAGCGCCCUUUUCUGAAUUGUAGAGGAGAUGAUAGGGAAAAAAAGCAAGACACCAUGUAGGGGACACUUUAGGAAAUAAACAUUUUAAAAUUAUAUCAAACUCAGAAAAAAAGGAGCCACCUACCUGUUAUGGCAGGAAGAUAUGCUGGUGACUUUUUUUUUUUGUAGAAAAGGUGUUGUACUUUUUUUCUUCAUAGGGCCCCUUUUGAAGCCUCAGUGCCCUGUAUUGGCUCUGGUUACUAUCAGCCUGAGAAAUGUUCUCAAAAGCUACGCAGAUGUUUGAAAAUUAGUUCUAUUCUUUAAUGGUCAUUUUUGGAACAUGGUGCAGAUUCUCUUAAAAGUGUGGGUGCCGAUACCCCCUCCACCCCUUUUUGUGAUCACCAUGUGCUCUAUUUAGAUCAUGGAGAUGUGAUGAGUGCUUUGGUUUUAUUUGCCUGUCUCUGAAACAUCACAAGAUAGUAAGGAAGUUCAUGGAUGAGCACAAAUGUCCCUAAUAGAGUGACACACUGUGCUAAGGGAGAUGGAGCAGAUCCAGAUAUCCCUACGGUAUCCGAGAGAGUAGCUUUUCUGCAAAUGGUGGUUGGACAUUAGUUGCUGAAUAGACUCUUCAGCCCCCAAGAAACUAGUGGUGGUUUUAUAAAAUCCUAACAUUGCUAUGGAUCUAUCCAGUUGAUCUCUGGUCUCCAGACAGACCCAUAAUCAAAACCUUCGUAGAAGGAUAAACACAUGUCCUGUUUAUAAAGUGUACUAGAGAAGGCCACAGAGUCAUCCAUUUUUACUUCUCAUCCAUAUCAUUAUCUACCAAAUUUAUAAAAACCGUUAUUUUCUUAGAUAAAGGACUAAAAUAGAAAAAAGGCUUAGAAAAAAUAUAUAAAGUGAACAAUUGAACUGUGUAGUUAAAGAGAGUAAAAUGGAACUGAAGCGUGUUGUUCUCUGGGCAGAAUUUCUAAUUUAGAGGAAUAGGGACUCCAUUCAGCCUUGGACAGCGUAAACUGUGACCCUAGGCAGUAGGGCCUAGCAUUCUAGGAUAAUCCCUCAGAGAGCAGCCUGUCUCAAAGACCAGUUCUCAAUGGGUUUCUUCAGUUUUCCUUUUAAUUCUUUGAGGAAACCUACCCAGGCUACCCUCAGGAACUGCUUUGCAGGAAACAAGGUGAACUGGGUCAACAUAUCUUUGUGGAUACAGUGAGAACUGGGAAUUUGCGAACACAUUCAAUUUGAGGGGCUCCAUAGGAGAGGAAGCUUGGGAUAUGUUCUAAGGAGGUAAACGUAGAAAGUUUAUGUAUGCAGGCCUGGCAAAGGAAUCAUUCAUUCUCUUGAAAAGAAAACCACAUUUUCAAAGACAGAUUCUAUGAUAAUUUAAAAAGUACACUGUAUAGAUCACAUAAAAUAGCACGUAUUUAAGGAGGUGGAAUUGUAUCCUUCCACUUGUGUGGAAGUUUUUGUCAUUCAUUCCAUCUUCUCCCGUGGCUUUGCCUCCAAUUAGCAAUUUUGCAGGCCUGAGAACUGAAGUGGUGUUGAAGAACAGAUGUCAGCUGUUUGUGAAAUUCAUCCCUGCCCCAUGGUUGACUCAGUGUUUCAGAAUACCUCACCCAUUCUUUUCUGACCAGUGGCUGUAGCUUGUUAAUAAUGAAUGAACAUCACCCAUAGGUCCUGAAAUUAACAAGUGUUAAAUGUUAGGUGAUUAUUAGGGGAAAACAAGAUAAUCUAGUCAGUGGGCUUAAUUAGGUGGUGAUUGCCCAAUUGCUGCUUCAUGAUAAUUAUAUUCAUAACCCCAUUUCUAGACAUCAACUACAAUUAUCAAAAUUGACCCCAGCAUAGGUAAGUGUUAGGAAUCUUAUUUGAAGCAGCUUCUCAACGGUAAAUAUCUGAUGUUUCCAAUGUGCUUCUGCCUGUUCUUUCUUCCCCUCUUGCCCCCUUUCCAUGAUCUUUCCCCCAUCUUAGUAGAAAGGUCGUGGCAAUAUUAUUUUGUCUGUGACCAUGCACAUAUUGUAUAGCUUGUGUUGGUGUCUACAGAAAAAGAAAUUCUUAAGUUUUUAGGGGUCAAGUAUAACUGCAAAGCUUUCAUAAAUCAGCAAUAGGAAUCUUGAAGGAUAAAAAUCCCAAAUUGGCUGGAUUGUUAUUUACCUCAGCACAUGAAACCUGUUAAGUCGAUUGAAUAUGAUUCAUUUGAAUAGAUCUUUUACUUUAUAAGGCAUAAUCUUAAAACGAAAAAGAGAGUCAUCUGUGUUUAAGAUAAUGCCUUAGCAACAUGAUCACUAAGAUUUGAGGGAACUGUUAAUCGAGAACUUUUAACUUUAUAUCACCCCUUCCUUUCCUCCAAAUUAUGAAAUUUGCUGCCAGUGUAUUCUAGUAUAAAAAAGAACGUGUCAUUACUAGGGACGUUGUUUACUGUUUAUCUCCCAAAUGAAGUCAAUGAUUUCCAGGAAAUACUAACAACAACCUGUAUCAGAAGUGAUACAGUGUGGGUAUGUCAGUGUGACACUGUGAAUCACUGGGCCAGAUUGUCAUUUGGCAGGCUUCCCUUUCUGACAUGCAGUUAUAUGGGAAAAUAAUGCACUUGAAACUUGCACACCAUGGCUGAACUUCAGAGCAACUAAGAACAACUAGGAACUCAGCUACUGUAUAUAUUGCUUUAUAUGUGUAUAUAUGUAUAUGUAUGUAUAUGUACACACAUGUAUCUCUAUACAUAGAGAAAGAUAGAUAGAUAGAUACUCUCUAGGCACUUAUUUUUCUCUAAAACAUCAAGAGUGCAAAUAGUCAUCUCUUAGAAUUUCUGGGGUGAAAAUGCAGUUCUCUGUGCAGGGGUCUCUGUUAAGAAAGUGAUGUGUAGUAGGUGGAAUAUACUCUUUGGGGCCACACAAGCUGAGGCUGAAAUUUGUCUCUGUCCAUUACUAGCUGUGGGACCUUGAGUAAGUCAUUUAUCCUUUCUGUCCCCAUGAUUUCCUACCCAGUAAAAUAGAAAUUAUUAUAAUUUGAAUCUGUAGAACUAACAUAAGGAUUAAAAAAUAAUAUGUGUCUAAGAGUCCUGGCUCAUAAUGGCCAGGAAGGAAGAAAGUGAUAGUUUCUUCCUUCCUCACUGAUAGAGAAACUGAGGCAGAGAUCUUCUCCAGGGCUUUGCCCCAUUUAUCUAUGGUCAGUAUAUUAGGUAUUUUGUUCUUGGUCUUAAAGUCAGCUUUUGGAAUCCUGCUUGUUUAAUUUUGUGCUGUGUGUCCCUUUACUGAUGAGUAGUCUUUGCUGCAGUUGUCCAUUCCCAGCUAGACUUUAUUACAUCUUCAACUGAUGUUCUGUGGAUGAAGCAGCACUCUGUAUUGCUGUGUGUGCAUUCAGUAGGAGCUUGUAAACUACCCGAGAAUGAUGCCAUUUCCUCUUGGAAAAAGUACAUUUAUAUGGUAACAACGCCUUCAACCUGACCUUGCAGAGCUAUUCCCUGGAGUGUUGUAGGGGAACAAUUUUUAAUAAACAUGAAGUUUUCUGAGCUUUUCAGAAGAAAGAUGUUAUUACUGUUCCUAUUGUUUGGCAUCAUUCUGGCAAAAAUGAUAUGUCGAAGAAAAUUGUCCUUAUUGCAGAGAAAAUAUUGGCUGUGCUGUUUAUAUAAAUGUUGUCUGCCUCACUGUUGCUCUACUCACAUACAUAUCUCUUAGCCAGUUUGAGGACUGCCCCAUAGCCUGGCUUAGAAAUGCUUUGGUUUUCUCUGUGCAAAUGUUUAUUUCAAUAGUCCACAUCUACUUGGUCUUACUAAUGUACUAUAAUAUCAGAUGCUUUGAGACCUCACGGGUAAGGAGACUAAUUUUAGAGUGUUUUAAGGGUAGAUGAUAUUUUAAAAUGUAGAAAACGUGGAAUGGUGUUGGUAGGGCCUAACCAGACUUACCUUAUUGGGUCUGGCCAAAAGGACAUUCAUUGGUAGCUUUAUUGGUGGUGGUGGUGGUGUGGUGGUGGUGGUGUGAAUGUUAGUGGGAAAGAUGAAGAACAUGUAAGUGGUUCUUUGGUAAAACCAUAUAGUGAUUUUUCACCUGUACAAGCAAACUACUCAUGAUUUUUUUUUUUUUUUUUUUUUUUUUUACAUUUGGGAAAUUUCCAGAGAAAUAAAUAUGUCAUUGGAAUGUUGUUGUUAUUAUUAUUAUUAUCAUUAUUAUUACUAUUUUUGAGAUAAGAUCUUGCGCUGUUGCCCAGGCUGGAGUGCAGUGGCAUGAUCUCAAGCACACUGUAAGCCCGGCCUCCUGGGUUCAAGUGAUUCCUCCACCUCAGCCUCCCGAGUAGCUGGGACUACAGGCAUGCACCACCAUGCCUGGCUAAUUUUUAGUAGAGAUGGGGUUUCAGCAUGUUGGCCACGCUGGUCUUGAACAGGAGUUCAAGUGAUCUGCCCACCUCGGCCUCCCAAAGUGUUGGGCUUGCAGGUGUAAGCCACUGCGUCCAGCCAGAAUGUUACUAUUUUUUAAUUAUAAAUAAACUUUAGAGUUGCCACUCUAACUUUGUCCAGAGCUAUUUGAGGAGGAAAGAAAAACCUUGUGUUUAUUUACUGGUGUUCAAAUCUCUAGGAUUCUCCUAAAUGAGAGAUUUUUGGUCUUCAAAGGGUAGAACUCAAAACUAAAGGAGUAGAGAUGUAGCUGUGGCUGUGGCAGUGGUUAUUAGUACAGAAUGCCCUCAAUACAGUAAGAAAUAUGGGAUGAAAGAGUAGGAGCUGAACCCCAGACUCCCUAGGACCCCUAAAAGACUGGGAGUGGGAAGGUUGUCCAGUUGUUUACUUCCUUAAGAGAUGUAUUUGGGAAUGCUACUGUCACAUGUGUUCAGUUCGUGACAUGUAGGAUCCUUGCUUAUUUGUGACUACAGAGUAGUGGGAAAGUGAUUGGCUGUGGGGUAUGACCUGAAUUCACUCCCCUGCCUGCCACUUCCUAGCUUUGUGAACCUGGGUCAAGCUCAUAAUGCUCCUCUGCUCCAGUUUCUUAUCUUUAAAGUGGAAUUCUCUUUCUGGUGAAGCCUGAGAGGCAUAAUGUAUGUAAAGCAUUCAGCACCCUGCCAGGGGCCCAAUAAAUGGCCAUCUCUACCGUUCAUUUGCAAUGAUCAAUUAGGGGCCACCCAAUGCCUCUGGUACAGAUGGCAUGCUCUUGCCAUUCAUCCAAUGCCUGGUUUUGCAUGCUUAGUUAGCAGUUGUGGGAUGAUAGAGUUGGAAAUAAUUUAGUGUCUUCAUGUGUUUUAUAGAAGCUGUUUAUUUAAGGAAUAUGUGCCCAUACGUCUAUUCAUUCAUUGAACACUUACUGAGCUCCUCCUUUUGAGUGAGUACUAAGCACGGCUACAGUAUGCCUAGGUGGUCAAACCCAGGGGAUAUGAGAUCUCUCUAUCACAGUUGUGUUAGGCUCUUUGUUUUGGUAAUUGAGUGAUUAUGAUGGAGAUAGGUGUCCUCAGCCACAUUCAAAUAGCCUGGAGCCAGGGGAUGGUGAAGAGUGGCUUAGGCUGUGGGUAGUGGAUUCCUGUUUAGAUGCAUUCAUUUCUACGUCUUUGUGUGUAUAUAUUUACAAUAUAAUCUGCUAACCAUAUAGUCAGUGCUGCUGUGGUUCGUAAUCUGGCAGAUGAUUUAAAUAUUUACUCCAAAAUAUCUUGUUCUCUGUUGGUGUGAAGUAGAGUUUCCAGUUAUUUUUAGGUCAUUUUCAUCUUAGCAACCCUGUUGGAGAUGAACCAGACAUGCUGCUGUAAACUGUCCCCACAUUUGGAUAGAAUUUAAUAAAGUAAAGUUUAAUGGUUUGGUCCCAAGAGGCAAACAGACCAUCUGGUUAGCAGAAGGUUAGGUCAAGUAUUGCAUGGCUGCUGAGAGGGCCACAAACCAGCCCUGACGCACUGGUAAUGUGUCCAGUUGCUGAAUGCAUUAAGCAUUGAAAUGGUGCUUUCAGGUCUGCCGAGCCAGCAGUUCUGUUACCACCGCUGUGACGCAGGAGAUAAUUCAGCUGGGCAAGCAGCAGCAUGGGGGUGGAUCUACAGUACAGGAUGUGUAAUGUCAACAUGAAGGAUUGGAGCUGGCAGAAGGAAGGGAAGCAGUCAUUUCAUGCCAGUGCAGGAAGCCUAGAGAGAUGCUUUCCACCCCCCCCCCCACCCCCCACCUUGUCUCUUGUCCUCUUCUGGAGCUUUCACAUUAUGUGUUAAAUGAUUACCUUGUGCAUGGUCCAUGGCAAAACUUCAGCUGAUUUUUCUGCCUCUUUUGGAACCUGUCAGCAUAAACAGAGUAAACCACAUUCCACACACAUGUAGGGCGGGCAAAGGAAAGAGUUUACUGCACAGACUGGGAGGAGGAGAAAGGGCUUCAUUAGGCAGGAGCAUCUUUGUGCUUGAGAUGGAAUCCCAUUGUAUGUCCCUUUGUGCUCAGAUUUGAGACCGGCCAUCCAUUCAAAGCCUGCAAUCAUCUCGGAACAUUGUGCUGCAGCUGUAGUUGGUAGAAGCCUGCAGAAUGGUUCCAGUGAUUCUGCAGAAGCUUAGCAAUUAUAUAAUUGCUAUGUAACUGGAGAGAGCCAUCAGGAUUGUCUAGUUCCCCUGGAAAGAAAGCUUCUACAAUUUGAGGGGUAGAUUGUUUUCCCUUGUUAAACCUGAAAGCUGAUGAGCAAGUACAUCAUACCACUAGGCUGAAACCAGGUCCUCUCACUGGCAUGAGAGGGGAAGAAAUUCACAAGUACACUUGGCUGGAUAUUCAGUGGACUUCACAGCUGUGUUAAAGGGAGAGAGAGCAACUCACUGACUCUUGGAAUCGUGGAUCCUUGUAGCAGUUGAACAUGAUAGUUGAAUUGUUUCUAAUAUCUGAGACUGUGUUCUAUAUGCAUUCAAGGCAUGGAGUAUUCCAGAGCUUUCCUAGGAAUGGGACAAACAGAGUUGCUCGUAACCACCAAGAGCCCUCUCAAUUUCUGCCGCCCGCUCAGGAGGAUUUUCACAGCCUCUCUUGAAUGAAUACUUGCCUCAGAUGCUGAUCAGUGGAAGCACUGCAAAGCCUGACUCUUCAGAUAUUCCCGAAUGCUGAAAUCUUCUCUGCAUCAGCUCAUGAUUCUGUCUGGGCCUGUGCAGUCCAGGAGCUGGGACAGACUGAACAGUUUGCCUGUGAGAACUUAACAGUGCAGAAAUGAAUUCCUUCUUUCAGCUACCUUACCACUUGUUUUCCAUAGUUGAGAAAACUUUGAAGUGGUGUUGGCUAAAUGUAGGUACGAGGGCUGCAUUAAACCAGUGAGAAGUCCAAGGCUCCAUUUCAUCCCGUGUAAAACACUCAUCUAAAAUUAGCCACAUCUCCUAACCCAAGUGUGGACUUUGUGUUUGUUUAUGUUAAGUAGCUCUAAAUUUCAGUGAUCCUGCCUUUCUGGUGUCAGUUUUGUGGAGCUGCUAGAAUAGAAAGAGUGGUUGUUGGGAUAUAUUUUUAUUAAUGGUUUAAGUUGGGCCUUUUAUAACUGAUACUCACCUAUAUUUCUCUAUUUAAAUGUGUUUGUAGUCAGAACUUCAGUAUAAGGGAAAAGUAAAACAUUUUGGUUCCUUUGUGAAUUAAAAAGGAAUGUCUAGUAGGCAGUGUGGGGACCUGGACUCCCAAGAUGGAUUGGGUCCACACAUUCCUAGACCUUUGACCUUUAUACCUGUACGUUACUCUGUACCUCGUGGGUUUAACUCUGAGGUUGAUAGAUACAAAUAGUUUCUUUAAGAAUUCUGAUUCCUACAAAACAAUAUUGGCAGGUUUUCAAGGAGCCAGCCUGUCUCAGCACUGAGCUUUUAUUUUGUAACAAUUUGGAGGGGUAUAGGAUCACCCAUGGUGACCCUUUCCUGCGUCAUUCCAGGCAGGCCUUGGCAUGCUUCGCCAGAUGAGUAAGGACGAGGACAGUUGGCAGGAGGACCUGCUGAGUUCAUCUUGCUUCGUAUCUUAGGAACUGGCUUGACCCUGCUCCAUCAUCAGUGUUUGGGCCCUCUGAGAAACUCUAGACCAUCUUUUCAAACACUAGGCUUGGAGAUUAUUAUGUUGGGAGCAGCAGCGUGCCCUCAUAUGAGGGAGGAGCACUUGAUUCUAGCGCAGAGGACACAUCGAAGGGGGACCCUUUUCUGUCAGUAUUGGUAGGCCUGUGAGGACCUUGGUGGUGAGGGCCAUGGUGUAUAGUGGAAAGAUCGUAGACCUCAGAGUCAGUGAGUAACUGGGUGACCUUGAGGGAAUGAUUUAAUCUUUGGUCCCCAAUUUCCCUAUCUGGAAAAAAAAUCCACUUUGUAAAGUUCUUUUGAGGAAUAAAGGAAAUCAUGAAAAGAAAUCUCUGGUGCAGAGCUUGACAUAUAGUAGACACACAAAAAAUCCUAAUUUUCUUUCCUCCCAUCUUUGAGUUUGUAUUAAACACUUUCUAUAGGUAGAGCACUGUUAAACAGUGACUAUCUGAUUAGAAGUCAGAAUAUACCUGAGUUUUACAUGAAAUCCCAAUUGAGGGCUCCUUGAAGCUUGUACUGGUAAAAUUGACAAACAUAUACCUUCUUGGCUAAAGAGGCUGAGCAAUAUUUUUUAUUAUAUGGUGGCUUUUCAAAGCCAGUGUGCUCCCCUAUGAAACAUGACUCCAAAAUCUGGUAAAAGGGAAGCAAAGUACCUUACCCUCUGUUUGUGCUAUCUUGAACAUUCUAUAAUAGAUUAUAUAUUAAAUUCCUUAGAUGAAGUUCUGGUUUUUUGUUUUGACUAUUGCUACACGACUAACUCCUCUAUAGUAAACCUGAAAUUUUCCAGGAAUAGCACAGAUGUAAGCUAUUUGAUUAUCUAGAAUCCAAAUGUCUUAACAGUUUUAAUGUCUUACAAGCCUUUUUUCUAUCACCUCUAGUCCAGUGUGCAACUCUUCAUGUUGGUGUGCAGGCAGCCUUAUUGACUGGUUUCAGGGAAAAAGAUCUUAUUCAGUUAAAAUUUAGCUGAUCAACUUUGAAGGCCAACCACUGAUUUGUUUCAUAAUGAGUUCCUGAACAGGACUAGACUAGAAGCUACAGAAAGGCAGGCUGAGUCUCCCUUGCUCACUAGUGCCUUGAGCAAUGCCUAAAACAGAUGUACACAGUCAAAAUGUAUGGAGUCUGUAAACCAAACCUAGCAUUUUUAAAAAUGUCAUAUUGCUCCUAAAUAUCUGUUCCUUAAAAGUGCCUACAUAUCUGAAACAGAAUAGUCUCUUAGUUGCUUCUGAGCAGUCAUUUCUGCCUGAAACAUCGCUAGAUUUAUAGCAUUCAAUUAAAAAAUGAAAGUUAAUGUAAGUUCUCAAUCAAAGAAAACUACCCAUCUCUACAAUCCAUAUUAUGUACAUUUUGAAGUAAGAAUGUCUAACAGUCUAGGUUAAAGAAGCCAAGGAAAAUUUGUUUGUCGGUAGCUUUUGAAAGAUACUAAUGUGAGGAUGACAUUUGACUAGUAUGAUCCUGAAUGAUCUUCAGUGCAUUAUAGAGUUAAAUUUCAUAGAAUUGAGUCUGAAACAUUGGAUAAGAAAAAUUCAAACUCGAAUAUUCAGUGAUUCAAGGCCAUUGGUUCUGGAGGAAACUCAUUUGCGGUUUUAUGUGAAAGAGGAAGACAGGUCUUUUUCCAAGACUUUCUUUGACCUAUUAAGUCUAAAUGGAUGGUGGCAUGUAUUUUGUAGGGUAAAUUGGUGGUAUGGAAGCCUCAAGGAAUAUAGGGAAAAACGUUAUGGAAAAAAAUGAUGAGUAUGUAGUGUUUCCUAUCAAUUUAACAAAAUUGGAAGGAUGAAGCAACGGAACCAGGAUGAUAGUCAUGUUCUUUGAAGAUGGUCAAGCAGAUUCAGAAAACAUCCUUCUUCACCUUUGACUUUAGUUCUUGAACAUUUCAAUGGAAUGAUUUAGAUCAUUGAAAGUCUACUAUGUGCAGAAGCCUUCUAGGUAUUAGGUGACCUUGCAGUAUUAAAGAAACCCAUGGGUCCUGUUAGUCCCAACCUCACUGAAGGACAUAUUCUGAAGAGCCAGCUCAUUAAGCAAGCUUUUGAAGGGUGUGCGCUGCAGAGCAGUUUCCUGUUAUUUGGUUAAUGGUUGACCUAGUUCUAAUGCCAUAUGCUUCCUGGAACGCAUUCUAAUAUAAAGUAUGUGUUAAAGCAAGACUAGGAUAAUAGCGGGAAAGUCAAAGCCUUUCUAAAGCAGAGACCAUAUUAAUGCUGGCCCAGUGAAGGCAGAAUAGUGUGCGGAUGGAAAAUGAAAAGACUUUUCUCCUCAUGAUCCUGUUUGGUAAUUCUGAUUUUAAUCCUCACAUUUUAUCCCAGUUCAUUCUAAGGAGUUGCAUUUUCCCCAGAAUACCGUAUACAUAAGGCCUGCGUCAUUAGUUCAUUUUUCAGUGAAUGCUAGGCCAAGGUUAGUGUUGAAGUACCCUAAGUAAAAUUAUUACUGCAAGGAAAGAUUAGAUUAGAGUUGGCUAAUGGCAGGUGAUUUUGUUUUUGUGUUAUUAUUUUUGUAUUGUAAACAGGGGAUUAGUAAAUCUUUUCCUCUGAAGUUUGGAUGCGGUUCAAAGCUAAGAUUGAGGCUCCUUUGGCUUAUUUAUCCUUCUACCUGGAAUCAGCAGCCCUGGCUUGUUCAUUUAGAUGGACAGGGGAGCCUACGCAAGUCAUGGGGGCUGGUGAGCAAACUCUACACCAGGCACACAAGUGUUUGUUUUAACAGCUUCAGAAUGUGAAGAAUCUGUAGGUCUAGUCUGCUAAUUGCUGGAUAUUUGGGUGGCAAUAGAGGAAGCUGUUAUGCUGUCUUCAUUGCUCAUAAAAAAAUGUUUAAGCAACCACAAGUGUGUAUAUAUGGUGGGGGAAGGGUGGACAGCUCCCUUUUAAAAAGUUUUCUUUCUAAAUCACCAUAAACUUGUGGUAUGCAGCAGUGAUUCCUAAACCAGGCUGAUCUUCAGAAUUAUUCUGAGAACUUAGAAACAAAAAGGGAUUUAUUAAAAAUAGACUUUCAGGUUCUACCACAGGAGAGGAAUUCAUUAGGUCUAGGGUAGGAGCCUAGAAUGUUUAUUCUUAGAAGCCAGGUUUGGGAGCCACUGGUCUUGGUAUCAUUAAGGAAGGGAGGAAGAAGCAGCCACUGUGCUUGAAGAGUUGACAUGCAGGAAGUAGGAAAAGGAAAAGAGUUGCUGUCAGAACUUGAUAUUUGUGGCUGCUAAUAAUUUGAGCUAUGGAAUAGGCUUUCGUCUUUUCUUCUCUAGGAAUUUAGUACCUUCAGAGCACCUUAAGGGUACUGUAUACUGAGUGAUUUACUCACUACUGUGGUUACUGGAUACUGAGUGAUUUAGGUUUGGGAAAUGUCAUCUCGGUGACAGGCUACAUACUGCAACCACCACCAUCCACCUCUGCCCUGUCCCCUUCCUCCCACCAUGGAGGCAGUGGAAACAGAAUAUCUGUCAUUCAUCAGUUAAAUUGGAUGCAAUUUUUUCAUAUUAAUAUAUUUGGCAGAAACAAAGGAAACACAUUAUGUUGAUUUCUGUAUACAAAGAAAUUGCUGUGAAUUCACCCAAGUACAUUUUUGGUUUUUUUGUUUGUUUGUUUGUUUUUUCUAUUGACAAUAAGAGAUGCACUUGUUGACCGAGGACUUGUUCCAUAUGGCUUCCUGCCUGGCCUGGUUUGAAGCUGUUGCUUCUGAUAUUGGGCCACUGCUAACUGACCUAGUUGUAAAUUAGAGUAACGUUGGCUAGAGGAUCAACACGGUCUAGGGUCUAAUAGUAUGCCUGAUGUGUAGUUGAUCAUCAAUGCUUAUUAGUGAAUGACUGAGCCAGCUCAGUAGAUGUUUCUUCAAAAGAUAAGAAGUAACUUGGAGAGGUUAAGAUUCUGCUUCAAAGCAAUGUAUGUGUUCAACAUAACCUUUCUAGAGAGAUUUCUGCUUUAAUCUCAAUAAAAAGGAAAAUGGCCCUGUUGCAAAAUUUGGCAGGUCAGACACUUCAGCUUCCCAAGAAAAUGCAAGGAAUUUAUUUAUUUUCUUUACAUGUUGUCUACUCCUAAAACAACUAUCACUACUACCAUUAAACUCUCCAUAUACAUUAAAGGAAGUGCCUCUAGAAUAAAUGUUGUUAAGAGAAUUUAAUCUUCACUUUCCUUCUAACUUUAAGAGCCUCAUGGGAAUGAAAAGAAUGUUGUUUUAGAAGUAGAAGAGAAGAAACAAUUGAGUAGAAAAAGAAAAUAAUUUGAGAAAACUUGUCUGGUUGACAGUAAUUUUUUAGUAACAGAAAGCAGCAGUCAUGGCCCAAGAACCUGUGGUUCUUGGUUGUGUCCUUGCCAUGCUUAGAAGGUUCAAGAAAGGGAGUAUAGUCUCUUUAAAGUUAUUUUGAGGAGUUGGACACUACCUACUAGGUUCCUAAUGCUUACCCAAGUUAAGAGGUUGAAGUGCCUCCAAGACUUUAAGUAGCAGCUGAACAUGUGAUCUUGUUAACCCUGAGAUGUUGCUGAAAAGUGACUCAGAUCACCGUGGCAAACAAUCCUGUCCAGUUCCAGCUGCCCCAGCAGAACUCAGCAUUAGGUCACCCUUUAGGCGUAUGGUGCAGAGCUCAUGCUACCAUCAAGACUUUAGAACAAGGACAACUUGAAGUGGCUAUCUUGCACAUGGGACUGAUGUUGAGGACUGCUUGAUGUUUUGGAGCCCACCUGAUUCUUAAGAGUUUCCAGUUCCUCUAUCCCUAUUCCCUGUCAUCACAUAAACCACUUGGAGAGAAGGGGAGGAUGCCAGAGAGAGUCAUGUUCUGAUAAUUAUUUGCUCUUUGGAUAUUUCCUCAUCUAGAUAGACGGGACUUUUUGUUUUCCCCAGGAAAAGGUAACGUAUGCUCAAGGUAGCCUUAAAAAAAUGUGUGAUGCCUAUUUUAAAUAAAAUAACAAACUAGAACAGUUUGUAUUUUAUUAAAUAAUAAUCAAGAGGUAACUCAUACCCAAGAAGUGGGUUUGUUGGCCUUAGCCUGAUAGGUGGUAGCCACAUAAUGACUCAUUGAGCACUACUGACUUAGUAAAAAAGAAAAGUAGGGGUGGGGUGGUUAAGAAGGUGGCUGGGAUUGUUACCUCACUGGACCGCUCUUUAAACUUUCUCUGUCUUUUCAUGACUUGGGUAUGUUUAUGUAGAUCCAAAAUUAUUUUAAAGUUUGAAGUGUCUUUCUGUUAGCUGUGUGAAUGUGCUGCCUAUUUCGAAAGUUGAUAAUGACUCAAGGGUAUCCAACUCUCAGGAUUCAAGCCACUGCAUGUUGGCAAUGUAGUAGAUCCUGGUUUUAAAAAUAAAAUGCCAGGAUGCCACCCUGAGGAUCCAGACAUAGGCUGUGAGCACAUUUGAAAUCCACAUCCUCAAAUAUACAACAAUGUCAGCUACAAAAAAAAUAGAAGAGAUAGGGUCUGAAAAGGAAGGAGCUCCUGUCAUCCGCAGUCAAUGUGAAGAAACUGGUUAUAUGGACCUAGGAAAUCAUCCCACUUAACCCCUUCAUUUUACAGCUCUGGAAAGGCUGAAAUGAUGUGUCCAAAGUCCACAAUGUAGGAAGUUAGUUAAGGAAGCCUGAAAUGGAAUAUCAGUUUUCUGCCCUGGUGAUCCAUGCUUAUUCCACUACAACAGUGUUGGCAGAUAGCUUCUAUUUCUCGUGCCAAUUUUGAUUGAUUGGUGGAGAAUGCCUGGAGCUUCACUUUGAGGAUUCUGUGCCUUGUCUAGGCUUGUUGGAAAAGAGUGUGGAGAUCAAGCAGAGAAGUCUGCAAUAGGCGGGAGAGGGUAAAUGACAGGCGGUGGCACUUCCCUAUACUUGCUGUCCCUUACAAUUAUGUGACUUAAAAUUACAGCCUUACUCUUUACCAAAACACUUUCUCCCUUGGUGUUCAUGAAGACAUCCUAUUUCCAAAUGUUUUCAAACAAAAAAGAGAAUAUUUAGUCAAGGGCAGAGAAUCUCAUUCAGAAUAGCUUGUCCAGGUGAUUUAUCCAGGGUAACUAAGUUGUUGAGUAGCAGUUUGAACGAAUGAUAAGGUUUUCACCAUAAGUUUUAUAACCUAUCAUGAAGAGCUGUCUUUCUGCAUUGUUGGUAUUGUCUAACCCUGAUAAGGCUGAGGAGUCAUUCAUCUGUUUCACCACCACCUUCUAACAUGUUGUUCUUACAUGUUAUCCACAGCUGGCUUUUCCUUGCCUACAUCCUCCUAGGCCAUCUACUAAAUCCUCUCCCUCCGUAAAUGGAAGUAUAAAAACAGUUUCACAAAGGUCAUAAUUUGCCCAGGAUAAUACAGAGCCCAACUGGAACCUUGGUUCCCUGACCAUCAGUAUUCCAAGAUACUUCCUGACAGGUUUCCUACUUAUUACAAUAAAACUAGAAGGAACCUUUGAGGUUAUUUUUUUAAUGUUAUCUUAUAGCCAGAGAAGUCGAAUCCAAGAAUAUUUAAGGGACUUGCUCAAGGUAACGAAGUUGUUUAGUAGCACAAACACCCUCUGGAUCUUGAAAGCUAAACCCACAUUGUAUAUACAUCUAUUUCUUUCCUUUCUCUCCUUUACUUUAAUGAGACAAAUGAACUGUUUAUUGUUGAAUUCACAGGGGUCAUGAUUGCGUUGCAACAUACUAGAAUCUCUAGAUUUCAAAUAGAAUGAUGAAACUGUGAUUAAAAAGGACUUUUUGGGUUAUCGUUACAUAGUUUAUGUAGUACAUUUAGAAAGAAAGACUGAUAAUAAAUUUUCUCGUAACACGACCCUCACAAGUGUAAUUUUGGAACCCUUUCUACUUCCAAAGACAAGCUGUUGUGAAGAUGAAUGUGGGAGAUAAAUGUGCCUGGCAGUCUAAAGCAUGCCAUGAAUUCGUGGUUGUCUAGCCCAGUGCUAGGUACAUGAUAGCUGUUCUGUAAAUGUGGAUUUUUUUUUUUUUUUUUUGAGACGGAGUCUCCCUCUGUCGCUCAGGCUGGAGUGCAGUGGCGCGAUCUCGGCUCACUGCAAGCUCCGCCUCCCGGGUUCACGCCGUUCUCCCGCCUCAGCCUCCCCAGUAGCUGGGACUACAGGCGCCCGCCACCGCGCCCGGCUAAUUUUUUGUAUUUUUAGUAGAGACAGGGUUUCACCGUGUUAGCCAGGAUGGUCUCGAUCUCCUGACCUCGUGAUCCGCCCACCUCGGCCUCCCAAAGUGCUGGGAUUACAGGCGUGAGCCACCGCGCCCGGCCAAAUGUGGAUUUAGAUCUACCACCAGAGCUCUGUCAUGGUUAUCUUUUUAUGUACGAACUGACAAUACUUUGCCCUGAAUAGGGUUAGUGUUUGGCAGGGAGGAAGCUAUGUUUCACUGGUAGAGCAGUCUGUUAACGUCUAAUUUGAGAUGAAUGCUAUUGAUAACAGCAUAGAAAAAGCUACUGUCAUUUCCAAUUCAGUUGCAUCCAUUUGCCCAUCUUGGCCAGUUUGGAAAACAUAACUGGGGCUCUUUUUUGGCGUCUUCAGUAUCAGAUAGCUCCGUAUAUGCAGUGCCACUGUGGUCUGUUGCCAUUGGCUACUCCACAUCUGUCACUCUUCCCACCGUAUUAGCUAAUAAUGAGAGAGAGUUAACCUAGAUUUCUAAGAUCCUGGUGUUCAAAAGUGUUGACUCUUGGACCUCUUGAGGAAGUAGGCAAGGUGGGCCACCUUGGAGCUUUUAUCCUCUGCUGGAAUAUUUCCUUUUGAAGUGCCACCAUUUAUAGAAUCAUCAAUUACAAACCUUUCCCAUGUUCCUUCUGGAACCUCAAUCUAACCUUGAGCCUUUGUUUUUGGAAGAUAAUGGUACAAUUUCUACACAAAACUGGGAACAAACUACUUUUAAUUCCUUUUCCUCUUAGUUGUUUCAGCAGAAUGAUCCCCUUUCACUUUAACAGAAAGAUUCUCUUUCUAGCUUAAAAUAUUCUGGAUAUGCUUUAACUUGCCUUGGGGUCAUAGCACACAUCUCCCAGGACUGAUGAGUCUUGUCAGUUGCCCCAGGGUGAGAACUUUAAUAAGCAAAUUGCACACACCUGGUUUUGCAAAAUAUUGGCCUAAUGGGGCACCUAGGUGGAAGUCAGUAAGUAUGUCCACUCCCUAUGUACACACCCUUCCUCCCCACCCCUUUUAAAAGGGAGGCCUCAGAAAUGCUACCUCCCCAUUUAUCUUGUAAAACUUUCCUGUCUCUCCUUCGCUGUGCUCGGGUAGCUCAGAGGGUUGUGAUCGUUAACGAGCUCAGGGUGUUACUGUCACUGCUGCUGUCUUGUGGAUUUGAAAGUAAUGCCGUGAUGGGAUGUGGUAUAGGUACGGGGGAGUCUGGUUAAAAGGGAACAGGGCUGGAGAACUCUCUUUGUCAGACUGUGAUUCCCCCUGCUCUGCUCUUUGAUUUGUGGCUGCCAUUGGUGUUUACACAGCCUUUCCCCGCUCACACUUUCCUUGGUUAGUUGAAAAGAAACAGCCUGUUUUCCUGUUACUGAAUGCUGGACCGUGGGCUUACUUGUUUUUUACUCUUUUUCAUUCAUUUGUUCAUUCAUUUAAAUACUUACUGAGCAUUUGACUGCUUCCCAGGCUUUGUGCUAAAUGUUGGCUCUACAGAAAUGAAAGACCUAGACCCUGCCUUUCAGAGGCUCAUAAUCUAGUAUUUACAUCUCCAGUUGUCAACAGGUCUAACACAUUACCACCACCACUAGAAGUGGUGCGUUUUAAUGCAUUUUAUUUGGCUUAUGUACUAUCUUUAUUUGCUGACGAUCAACUCCCCCAAAUAAAGCUAUUUGGAUAUCUUUCUUGUUAUCCAUUCUUUCAGACAUAUUGGCUUACCCAGGUGAUUAGAGUGCAGGGUAACUGCCUUAAGAAGCUACAGUGGCAUUGAUACUUACACAUAUCCAGGCCAACUAAUAGGUGUGACCAUUUCUUUGUUUUAUGCUCUAGUGUAGAGCUUGACUCCACCUUACUUUCCGGCUGCCAUCCAGUUAACAUACCCACAGGAUUCUUAGACUAGGCAUACAUCAUUGUAUAUAUUCUGCCUAAAAGUUUGUAAAAUCUAGUGGUGGCAUUUAGCUCUUUUGGCAAUAAAAACUAUAUGUGAGAAUUUCGUGGCCUUGACUGAGCUGUGUAUGGCCUCACUCUUCAAUUCUGUUGUCAGCCUAUGUUCCACAAUCAUUUGUGUGUGUGGACCUCAAGAAUUUCAGUCAACCCGGCAACACAUGCAGUGCCCCUUCCGGGAACACUGGUGAUCUUCUGGUCUCUUGGUUUGGAGUUAAUUAAACAUUGUCGGGAGAAUUCCUUCAUUUCCUUCUGGAGUCCUUUUUGGGCAUACAAAAAUCUAGCACUUGAAGCCACUUAAUCAAAUAUCAUAUCCACACACCUGCAGUUCUUUCUCUGUGUCCACAAACAUGGUUUUACACUUGGAUGAUGUAGUUAGGCUCAACUCCAUUUGUAGUGAGAAACAUUUGAAGCUUGUCCCCACUCAACAAUGAUGAUGCACUUAGGCUUACCUUCGUAAUAUGGGUAAAUGUCUCAGGUUAGCCAAAUGUACCUAGGGUCAGAGGGCAUAUGCUCUGAUAUGGAAUUUUGGAGGUCAUUCCCUGCCUUUGUCCUCUGCUCUAAGGCUCAUGUCACUCGCAUCAUGCUGUGACAUGAAACAAUAUUGCAUCGUAGGGAGUGCAUAGUAGACUAUGUUGUUCAAUUAUCAUGAGAUUACCACAUACUCUUGCCUGGAAUCUUGCCAGCAAUAGUGAACAAAGAGAUGACCCAAGCAACUUUCUCACUUUUAUUCUUGAAGACUAAAUGGCAUCCUUAAAAUCUGAUGGUUUUCUUUGUACCUUUCUGGUUGAGUAAAGAAUAAGAUAGUCUUUUUCUUUUUUGGAAAAAUCGUAUGGCUAGUACAGGAAAUCAAGGAGAUUUUUAGCUAAUUUAGUAAAAAAGUCAGAGGUGGAACAGAAAAUACACCGGCUGAAAAAGGAGAUGAUUGAUUUCUAGGAAAUGGGAGAUUGUUUGGUAUAUUUACAGUAAUGAAGAAGAGUUCUUCCUGGAACAAAAGUACUGAAUAAAUAACAACAAGAGACAAAAAAGAAAAAUGCAUUUCCCUGGUACACAAACCUUGAAGCUCAUGCUUUUUGCCAUUAGGAAUUCUGAACAUGUCUUGAAUUCUUAGACUUUCUUGAUUUUUAAAAUCUAAUAUUUAAUUCCAAAAUAAUUUUUAUUCAUGUCUGCGUUUUCUUUGUUUUCCCCCUGAGUUAUCUGUGUCCUCUGAAAGUUUAAAAACAAGUGAUUUUUUUUUCUCAUCUUGUUGGCGGAGACAUACAAUAGGCUGCCUCUCCCCUUCUCUGUGGAAAGAAUGGAAACAUAGUAAGUGGCCAGAGGAGCUCCAUACGGAUUGACAUUCCUUGCUUCUGCUUUUGAAGUUAAGAUGGUCACGAGAGAGAAAAAUAUUUUUGGUUCCAAGCCUAAGAAAAGGACAUUCCUUUUAGUCUUGGCAUUCUUGUUUUCAUGGUGUUGAUUUCUCUUUGAAUUAUCAUUAGUACCAUUAAUAAAUCACAUCUGAACGUGAAAUCACUUUUGCAAGUUCUUCCCCUCUCCACACCCUUGAUUAUAGAAAAGGUGACGUUUCUUGAUAUUUAUCUGAAGUAGCUUAGAGUAUGUUUUCCUGGCUUUUUGUUCCCCCCUCUGGAUGGGUUCCCAUUGUUGAUCAAGCAUAUUCAAGAGAGUUUUUUCCCAAGAGUCCUGAGAGACCCAUCCAUGCAUUCUAUUCUGUUAAACAAGGAAAAUAAUAAUAAUAAUGUUUAGCUUUCACCUUGCUUUAGAGAGAGAAAUCUCAGAAGAACCAUUUUCCUUUCAGGAGGAUUGGGGUUCUUAGGUUAAAUUCCAUAUUAUACAAAUUCCCUAAUGACAAAUAACCUAUGCAAUCAACAAUCUUUCUUUUAAAUGUAUUUCUCUAUUGAAAGAGCAGGGGAUUCCAUUUGAGGCUGUUGAUUAAGACAUGAAGACUAGGUCUAAAAUUGGUGGUGGCCCAAGGUCAUUGGUAGAACUAAUGGACCAUUUGAAAAUUAUUAGCAGCUGGUUUAAUAGAGUUUUAAUAACUACAGCUGUGAGAAAAUCCAAGUACAAGGUAUUUGGAAUGUUCCCUCUGAGGUCCUUUCCUUUUGUUCUAUAAUAAUCCUGGCAUCCAUUUAACGAAAGUGCAACUCAGAAGAUUAGGUAGCUAUAUACGUAAGCAUAUCAUGCAGGCUUUAUUUGCUUUAGGUUUUUACCAUUAAAAAUAUUUUUAGGCAUCAUCAAACUUGUCACACAACCUGCACAUCCCCAUGCCCCACUCAAUAACACCACAAUCUCAGGGUCUCACAGUGUUGGAGAAUUUCCAUGGCUCAUCUAAGAGUUCUUCUCACUUAACAUUUUUUAUUGAAAAUUUUUACCGUAUCUAAGGAUUUGUGGGGUUCAAUUUGCCAAACUCCAAGGCAGUGGAAAAGAAGACAACUGCAUCAAGUCAGUUUCUGGUUUUAUAUAGUUUAACAGAAGAAUAAUUUGCUUAGAUCUUCGCCUUCAUAUUUGGAGGCAUAUACUCACACACACACACAUGCACACACACACGCACACACACACACACACACACAUGUUAUGCAUAGAUGAAUAAUAUUUAGUCUGCAAAGAAAUAGGCCUGUUUCCUCCGUCAUCUGUACCUUGCUAACCCAGAGACUUGACAUGGAGGAGGAAUGCAGAGAGCCUUUCACCCUUAAUGGAUUCCACAGCUGUGAGUCACCCUGGCCCCAGGCUUCUCGCCUUUGCCUCAUCCCAUUCCUGCUCUCACAGUCAGAGGUCUGGAUCUCCAGUUACUGACUUUGGAACUAGGGGGAAGAUGACACAGGUGACAUAAAACAAGAGCCCCCUUCUAUAUCUCAGAGCAAAUUCCUGAAAUAUACUACCAAAACAUAAAAGUGUGGACGUCAACUUUAGACAAAUCCUUGCCUUACAUUGAUUUGCAGAGCUCUUUAGAAAUCAGACCAUGGCUUUCAGUAUACAUUAUAUAAAUGUGUUCUUCACAACACGAUGCCAAGAAGCAGAUGUGCUCUCUGAGACCCACAGAGGUCAAGCAACUUCCCCAAAAUCAUAGCUGGUUGAUUGCCAGGACAGAGACCCAAACCUUGUCUUCUGACCAGCCCUUUCCAGUACACCAUGGAUGACUCACCCACAAAUGACAAAUGCUUUGUAGUCUUUUAAAGGAAGUUGGGGAUAUUCAGGGGACAUCCUCUAACCUUGUGAGAAUGUAUCAUCAUGGAAGGAAAUCACCAUCCUUUUCAUAGAGUAGUCCUUGGAGUCAGUUGCUGAGAUGGCUUGCUAUGGCUUUUGCAGGAUGGAUUUUAGUGAUGAUAAAGGACAUGGUAAAUAUUUGGUAAUAUAACAAAUGCCCAUGGAACUUGUAAACAGUACUAUCAUAAUUGUUUCCAUUUGUCUUAACCGCACUCGAAGCGAUAUCUCCUAACUCAUCCCCAAACUAAUAUGUCGAAAGCAACAGGCUCUGAUGGAGAGGGAAAGGGGUAAUGCUAACAGUACUCAGGAGACGGCAGGAACUAUAUUUUCUAAGAGUCAGAUUCCCUGCUAUUUCUGUUGUCUCAUUUAAUCCUCACUAUAUUGUUGUGCAGUGGAUGUAAUUUUAUUGUUAUUUCUAUUUAGCAUAUGAGAAAACAGAGGCUUUAGACAGGUUAAGUAACUUGCACACUUGUACUACGUGGUAGGUGUCAAAAAACUGGGAUGUGAACGCAGGUCAGUUGCGCUCUAUGCAUUGUGAAGUGCUGCCUACAAACCUCUUUGAGAUUAUUGAGAAAUGUGAUCCUGACAUUUCUGGAGGACUAGAGAAGUCCAUGAAAAUAUAUGGCUAGGAAUUACUGGCAACAGACUAUGUGCAAACUGACUUUUAGUAUUUCCUCAUUUAAUCCUUGUUAUAAUCCUAUGAAAUAGUACCAUCUUUACACUUUCUACAGUGAGGAAAUGGAAGCAGAGAGAGGUUAUACAACUUGCCAAGCAAGAUCUGACCAUUGUUAAUUGAUAAAGACUGGAUUUAAACCGGUAGGUGGGCUGCAAGCCCAUGCUCCUCACUGCCAUACUGGGUGCUGCUAGGCCGAGGUUCAAAACAACCCUUGUUGGCUGAAGGUUUUUUUGAGCUGGCUCAGCUCUGGGGUUGGUGCAUUCUGUAAAUGAUCAGUUUGACAGUGUAGGUAGUAGAGACAUGCUGCUUUAAGAAAGAACUUUGUAUCUCUAUUACAGAGAGAAGAUAUAAAGAUAUUAGUUCAGUCUUCCAUAACACGAUAUAACAGACUUUUCAUUUUUAUGCGGGAGGGAUCUCUAACUCUUUAGUCUUUAUCUUAAGGAAAAUGUAAAGGUAUUACAGGGUUGUAAGCAUGACAACAGAUGUGAUUAGAUUAGCUUUUUAAAUCUCUCACUCCAGAUGUUCAGCUGCAUUAGGUAACUACCUCAAGGUGAGUACCAAUGAAAACUCUUAAAUAAGUACUUUGUUCAAAGGAAUCCUUCAAGGUUUUCUAGGUCUGUGCUGUCCAGUGUGGUAGCCCUGAGCCACAGGUGGCUGUUGAGCACUUGAAACAGUGAAACAGCCCUUGAAACAGUGCCUGAUCCAAAUGGAUAUGGUGCUGUAAGUCUAAAAUAAACUGAAUUUUGAAGCUUAUUAGAAAAAAAGGAUGAAAUAUCUCAUUAGUAAGUUUUAUAUUGAUAAAUAUUGUAAGUUUUCUAUUGAUAAAUAUAAAAAUAUUAAGAUAAUAUUUUUGGAUAUAUUAGGCUAUGUGGACUGUGUUAUUGAAGUUAACUACACUUGUUUCUAGCUGCUAGAAAAUUUAAAAUUACAUACAUGGCUGGCAUGAUUUUUUAAUCUGACGCUGCUGGUCUAGGUAAUUUCCUUGCUCUCUAGUUAAAUAGGAAAUUUAUGGGAAUACCAUUAGCAUAGGUUGAUGCACUGCUUCUGAGUACCCUUUGUUUAAACUAUUCCAACCUAAGGUCUGUUGCUUCUUGGAUAAUAUUCCAUACCUUUAUUGGCACUGUUCUUUUAAAAUUCAGUUAAAAGUAUCAUUUUCCAUUUAUUACCAAAGAGUAGACUGUUCUUGACAUAUGUUAGAAAAAAUUGAGCUUAGACCACAGCUCAUUAGUUAACUCUGGAUGGGUCAGAAAGUGGUGACCUGGUUAUUAGACAGAGUGCACCAAGCAUUAGCUUCUGCCCGUGCUCCCUUCUAAAUAUCAUGUAGGCUUGACCCCUCCUCUUCAUCCCCAGUGCGUCGUCUGGCCCAGGCUUCCUUUAUCUCUUCCCUGGACCAUCUCAGCAGCUGCUUAGCAGCCUGUUUCCCACCAUCCUCUUCACCUCUAGGAGUCCCUCAUGAUGCUAGCAAAAUAAUCUUGAUAGGGCACAGCUUUCGUUAUAUCACAUUGCCCUGAUUAAGGAUGAUAAGAGAUCCCUGUUUCUGUCCGAAUGAAGGGAGGGAGGGAAGGCUCUGACAUUUGAAACUGGAUAGAUCUUACGUUAUUUAAUCCCUAUGAAAUGGAUAUUUUUUAGUCCCAUUAUACAGGUCAGGAAGUUGGAGGUCCUGUUGUCUUUCUUUGCUAAAACCUAUGUUAGUUCUAGUGACCUGUGCUGAUUGCUAGCUUUCAAGAACAUUCAUGGAAACAAAAACUUGGAACUCCUGUAAUGCCAUCUUUUUGGGGGUGGGAAUAUGUAUUGGGUUCUUCUUUCUUACAUAUGUUCAUGGAAUUAUUCAUAGACAAACCAUUCAGUCUGGUUAUGAUGUUCACCUCCCCUCUACAUCCUGGUUUUAUUUACUUAUGAGAAGAAAUGCAAUGCAAAAAAAACAAGAACAUUCAUUAUCUAACCCGCCCUUUCUAGCCUUAAAUCAUGUCCUUUUCUUUCCCAAUGGUCUAAUCAUAACUGCCCUCUCCAUCUCUUUACUUGGAAACUGUACCAUAACAAUCUAUGCCUUAUUAUAGAGUGUUUGGAAUUCUUCAUUGUCUGAUUUUUUUAAUGUUAGUCUCAUCCCAACUAUAUUUUUAACUUCCAUGAGAAAGAACAUGCCUUAUACCAGCCUUCUGUCCCCCUCAUUGUUUUUGUUUUUCUCUCACGUCUAGAACCAUACUAGCUACGUAGUAGGCACUCAAAUGUUUAGUUAGUGGAUGGUGCUGGCAUGUGGCAGCUGGUCAAUAAAUAUUUGUUUUUGGCUCAAUCGAAAAUGAUUUUUUUAAAAAAUGAGGGCAGAGAGCUUCAGAUCAAUGAUUCCCUCUUCACCAGUCUAGAUGUGAGGUAGAGUGGACCUUAGCAAUGACAGGACACUUCUAAGCCAGACUCAACCUCAUGGCGUCUCAGAUUUCCCACCUAAUCUCGGUUGCAGGAUGAGGUGGUCAUGGCUAGUAGUCCAUAUAGCUCCAGAAGGUAAUGGGUUAUAUUGCUUCUAAUAUUUCCUGGAGUGACAUUUAAGAUGUUUAUUUGUGUUUGGGGGAUAGAAGGUAAAGUAUAUAAUCCCCUGAGGACAGAACCUGUGUCCUCCUUAGGGCCUCCUAGAACGAAAUUGAACAUUAGAUCAGUGAGGUCGACUGAUUGAUGAAAUAUUUUGUUCAAAUAUGUGUUUCUGCUAAACCUUGCUGUCUCUUGUAUAGGAUACACCUGCUCCUGUCUGAAGUUUAUGAAGACAGAUCACAAGGCAUUGACAUUUGGUCCACUUGCUAAUAGGCAGUUAAUGUUCUGUGGUCAGUCUUGGCUGUGCCUCUUUUCUUCACGUGCCAACAUUAUUUUGUGGAUUCAUAUUAAGUAUUUAAACACCAAAGUGAUCACACACCCACACAUUCCCUAAAAUGUGGGCUGACUUGUUGGCCAACCAUUCAUGAACCUGGGGAUUUUUUGAGAGAAACUAUUUAAUUUGUUUUCUGAUUUCUCUGAAAACAUUUAAACAAACAGACAAAAAUUCCAACUUGUGAAACCCACAUACUAAUAAAAAUCACACAAACAUUAUAGAAGUUGGAAUUCAGAAAAAGUAAAACUUCUUUUCAACCUCCCUUUCAGAGAAAACUUCACCAGUAAAAGUUUAGGGUAUAUGGCUUCUGGUCAUUUUUCUAUAUUUAUAUAUUUGCAUCAUAUUAUUAUUAUCAGUAUUUGAGUAGAAACAGAUUAUGUAUUAUGUUUUGCAACUUAUUUUUUCACUUAACUAUAAACAUGAAAGAACACUUCCCCUAAGAAUUCCCUUAGUACAGGUUUUGGUAUGCAGGAAAAAGAACUAGAUGCCUGGGGUUCUUAGCUUUGGUGACAAGAUAACUUUGUCUACACUGUUGAACUUUUGCCAUCAGUGACCUCAUUCUACUUUAAUAUGUCGAUCUUUGAAGACUUACUUUUUUUUUUUAGUAAUUCCAUGGAAAUAAACUAUUUGGAGACCAGUUCUUUUCAGUUGUGAUGCUUCUCAUCCCCUAAAUACACCAGUCUUCUGGAAUGUAGUAAUGUUUUAUGAGUAAAAAUUAUGUUUUGUAAGGGCACUCCUCUUUGUCUGAAGUUCAUUGCCAGAGGCAGGGACAGAAUAAGGAGCACAGUAAUAUAAUAUGCACAAGGAUAUGAGAAAAGGAAGACAAAGGUAGAAGUAUCCUUAAGUUUGAAAAUGCCAGAUCUGCUAGACAGUCUUAAGACAAGGAUGGCAUUGAGAUUAGGGAAGGAGAAUAGAGAGGGAAAGAGGCCAGCAGCAGGGCCCUGCUGAUCCAUGGAUUCGCCUCCAGCCACAAGCCAGUCCCUAGCUCAUGGCCAUAUGGGACUGAGGCUAAAGCCGUGCUCUAAUUCUGAUCCUCAGCUUCUCCACCAGCCCUCUCCCUCCCCCUACAAACAUACAGCCUUGCAGUUCCUCAGCAUUAGCAAAUGUGUAAUUCCUUAUUUCGUCAGUGCUAAGUUGCACUUUUCCCCACAUUUAUACAUUUCUCAAAAGGGAUGCAUGUUAUCAUCAGUUUAUAUUUAAUGUGCAUGGAGUCCUCUCUUGAAACUUUGUUAUUAAACUAAGUCUUAUAAUAACAUUUGGAGGAAGAACUCCAAAUAGAGGAAGAACAAUGUAUGGGUUCUGGACUCUGCCUGGAGAUGGGUUUGAACAGAACAGAACACAGUCCCUGCUUUCAAGAAACUCACAAUGCGCUGUGGGGAAAGAGACAACUAAGUGGAUGGUGCUGUGUGAAAAUGUUUGGGAGAUUCAGGGGUCCCUAGGAAGGGUCUACCCCAGCCUUGAGGUGCCAGGAAAGGCCUUCUAGAGAAAGUGGUACUCAAUUGGGUAUGAUUUUGUGCUAACCCUUCUGGAGGUGGAGGGGGGGUCAUUUGGUAGUGUCUCCAGAGAGACAGUUGAAGCACUGUUGGUUGUCACUACUGGGGAUGAGGGAAGAUGCUACCAGCAUCUAGUGGGGAUGUCAGGGAUACUGCUAAAUAUCCUACAAUGCCCAGGACAGCCUCUCACAAUAAUUAUCAGGCUUCAAAUGGGAAUAGCACCCCGAGUUUGAGAAACCCUCCUGUAAGUUGAGAUUGAGGGAUGAAUACAAAUUGGUGGUGCUGGGGGAGGAGGUCAGGGUGGAGAGAGUCAUAGGUGUCCAGGAAAGGGAGUUAUUUGGAGGAAGAGUUUGCCAUGAUGGAGAAUGGUACAGAAACAAUGGUUUUGUAUGGUUUAGAAGCAAAAGUAUCCUAUUAUUGCUCCUAAGAAGGUUGUUGCUGACCAUGAUGAAUUUGGUUUAGCAGAAUCAGAGUUACAAAAGCCAGAUGUAGAAGACUGAAGGAGAAGUAAGGAACAUGAAAGCAGUUUGUGAAAAGGAGGAAUUAAUGAUAACAAUGGCAAUUGUAGUUAAGUUUUUGUAUAUGCCAGAAACUAUGCCAAAUGCUUUAUGUUCCUUAUCCAGAUUAUUCUACACAACCCUGUGAUAUAUGGAUUACUUGGUAUGGAUGAGGAAACAGAGGUUUGGAGAAUUUAAAUAGUUUGUCAAGGAUUCAUGUAGCUAAUAAAUCAUAGAGUCGGGAUUCAACCUCAGGCCUCUUUGACUCUUACCUAUAAUUUCCCUAGAGAAGAAGUUAGGCCAGAGGGACAUGGAGAGAGAGAGAGAGAGAGAGAAUGUGUGUGUAUGUGUGUGUGUGUGGGGGGGGGGGGGUGUGUGCAUGCAUGCAUGUGUGUUUUCUCCCCUAGAUGGGUGAGAGUUUAAGGUGGGGAUGACUUAGCUAGUAGUCAAAGAUAAAUUGAAAAUGCAGAAAGGAUAACUAUCAGACCAUCUCGCAGAUGAGGCAGUGAGGACUGACUCAAGAGCUCAAGUUAAGGAAUCAGCCUUAGAUGAUGGGACAUGGGAGCGCCACUUCCAUUGUGGCACGAGGAUAAGAGAGAAAAGAUAGGUGUCUGUGCAGAUGAGGAAGGGAAACCCUGAGAGAAAAUGGAAUCCUCCUCCUCUUCUCAGUUAGACACAGUGAGCAAUGGGAGACAGACUUAACUAUGUGAACAUCAGAUUACUGGGUGGAGUUGAGACCAUGAAUUUGCAGGGACACCAAUCUGAGGAUAUGCAAAAAGAAUUUGGGAGAAAACACUCAUUUAAGAUUGUUCCAGAGUUGACAUUUUUUUCAGAUGGUUAUGUGGGAAAGGCAAAGGACUGGGUUGCAUAACAACAGCUCAUUCUCAGGUUUCCCUCCACCUGCUUAAAUUCCUUUAGGAGGAGAUAGUGUGGCUUUUCUUUUUUUUUAAUUUUAAUUUUAUUUAAUUGUUUUACUUUUCCAUAAGUUAUUGGGGUACAGGUGGCAUUUGGUUACAUGAGUAAGUUCUUUAGUGGUGACGUGUGACAUUUUGGUGCACCCAUCACCCACAUAUACACUGCACCAUAUUUGUAGUCUUUUAUCUCUUGCCCCCCUCCCACUCUUCCCCCCAAGUCCCCAAAGUCCAUUGUAUUGUUUUUAUGCCUUUGUGUCUUCAUAGCUUAGCUCCCAAAUAUCAGUGAGAACAUACGAUGUUUGGUUUUCCAUUCCUGAGUUAAUCACUUAGAAUAAUAGUCUCCAGUCUUAUCCAGGUCACUGCAAAUGCUGUUAAUUCAUUCCUUUUUAUGGCUGCAUAGUAUUCCAUCGUGUGUGUGUGUGUGUGUGUGUGUGUGUGUGUGUGUGUGUGUGUGUGUGUAUCUCACAGUUUUUUAAUCCACUCGUUGAUUGAUGGGCAUCUGGGUUGGUUCCAAGAUUUUGCAAUUGUGAAUUGUGCUGCUAUAAACAUGGGUGUGCAAGUAUCUUUUUCGAAUAAUGACUUCAUUUCCUCUGGGUAGAUACCCAGUAGUGGGAUUGCUGGAUCAAAUGGUAGUUCUACUUUUAGCUCUUUAAGGAUCUCCACACUGUUACACUGUUUUCCACAGUGGUUGUACUAGUUUAGUUCCCACCAGCAGUGUAGAAGUGUUCUCUGUUCACCGCAUCCAUGCCAACAUCUACUGUUUUUUGAUUUUUUGAUUAUGGCCAUUCUUGCAGGAGUAAGAUGGCAUUGCAUUGUGGUUUUAAUUUGCAUUUCCCUGAUCAUUAGUGAUGUUGAGCAUUUUUUCAUGUUUGUUGGCCAUUUGUAUCUCUUCUUUUGAGAAUUGGCUAUUCAUGUCCUUCACCUACUUUUUGAUGGGAUUGUUGUUUUCUUACUGAUUUGUUUGAAUUUGUUGUAGUUUCUGGAUAUUAGUCUUUUGCCAGAUGUAUAGAUUGUGGAUGAUUUUUCUCCUACUCUGUGGGUUGUCUGUUUACUUUGCUGACUCUUCCUUUUGCUGUGCAAAAGCUCUUUACUUUAAUUAGGUCCCAGCGAUUUAUCUUUGUUUGUAUUGCACUUCCUUUUGGCUUCUUGGUCAUGAAAUCUUUGCAUAAGCCAAUGUCUAGAAGGAUUUUUCCAAUGUUAUCUUCUAAAAUUUUUAUAGUUUCAGGUCUUAGAUUUAAGUCUUUAAUCCAUCUUGAGUUGAUUUUUGUAUAAAGUAAGAGAUGAUCCAGUUUCAUUCUCCUACAAGUGGCUAACCAGUUAUCCCAGUAAUUGGCUAAUUGGAUAAUUUCAACAAAUUUCAACCAUUUGUUGAAAAGGAUGUUCUUUCCCCACUUUAUGUUUUUGUUUGCUUUGUUGAAGAUCAGUUGGCUGUAAGUAUUUGGGAUUAUUUCUGGGUUCUCUAUUCUCUUCCACUGGUAUACGUGCCUAUUUUUAUACCAGUACCAUGCUGUUUUGGUGACUAUGCCCUUACAGUAUAGUUUGAAAUCAGGUAGUGUGAUGCCUCUAGAUUUGUUCUUUUGCUUAGUCUUCCUUUGGCUAUGUGGGCUAUUUUUUGGUUCCAUAUGAAUUUUAGAAUUGUUUUUUCUAAUUCUGUGAAGAAUGAUGGUGGUAUUCUGACGGAGAUUGCAUUGAAUUUGUACAUUGCUUUUGGCAGUAUGGUCAUUUUCACAAUAUUGAUUCUACCCAUCCAUGAGCAUGGGAUGUGUUUCCUUUUGUUUGUGUCAUCUAUAAUUUCUUUCAGCAAUGUUUUCUAGUUUUCCUUGUAGGGGUGUUUUGCCUCCUUGGUUAGGUAUAUUCCUAAGUACUUAUUUUAUUUUUUGCAGCUAUUGUAAAAGGGGUUGAGUUCUUGAUUUGAUUCUCUGCUUGGCUGCUGUUGGUGUCCAGAAGAGCUAAUUUGUGUACAUUAAUGCUGUAUCUAGAAACUUUGCUGAAUUCUUUUAUCAGUUCUAGGAGAUUUCUGGAGGAGUUCUUAGGGUUUUCAAGGUAAACAAUCCUAUUGUCAGCAAACAAACAGUGACAGUUUGGCUUCCUCUUUACCGAUUUGGAUGCCUUUUAUUUCUUUCUAUUGUCUGAUUGCUCUCGCUAGAACUUUCAACACUGUGUUGAAGUGGAGUGGUGAGAGUGGACAUCCUUGUCUUGUUCCAGUUCUCAGAGGGAGAGCUUUCAACUUUCCCCAUUCAGUAUUAUGCUGGCUGUGGGUUUGUCAUAGAUGGCUUUUAUUACAUUAAGGUAUGUCUCUCGUAUGCUGAUUUUGCCAAGCGUUUUAAUCAUAAAGGGAUGCUGGAUUUUGUCGAAUGCUUUUUCUGCCUCUAUUGAGAUGAUCAUGUGAUUUUUUAUUUUUAAUUCUGUUUAUGUGGUGUAUCACAUUUAUUGACUCAUGUAUGUUAAACCAUCCCUGCAUCCCUGGUAUGAAACCCACUUGAUCAUGGUGGAUUAUCUUUUUGAUAUGUUGUUGAAUUUGGUUAGCUAGUAUUUUGUUAAGGAUUUUAGCAUCUAUAUUCAUCAAGGAUAUUGGUCUGUAGUUUUCUUCUGUGGUUAUGUCGUUUCCUGGUUUUGGUAUUAGAGUGCUGCUGGAUUCAUAGAAUGAAUUAGGGAGGGUUCUCUCUCUCUCUCUGUCUUGUGGAAUAGUGUCAAAAGGACUGGUACAAAUUCUUUUUUGAAUGUCUCGUAGAAUUCUGCUGUGAAUCCAUCUGGUCCUGGACUUUUUUUGUUGGUAAUUUUUUAAUUUAUCAUUUCAAUCUCACUGCUUGUUAUUGGUCUGUUCAGGGUACCUAAUUCUUCCUGAUUUAAGCUGGGAGGGUUGUAUUUUUCCAGGAAUUUAUCCAUCUCUCCUAGGUUUUCUAGUUUAUGUGCAUAAAGAUGUUCAUAGUAACCUUGAAUGAUCUUUUUGUAUUUCUGUGGUAUCAGAUGUAAUAUCACCUGUUUUGUUUCUUAGUGAGGUUAUUUGGAUUUUCUCUCUUCUUUUCUUGGUUAAUUUUGCUAAUGGUCUAUCAAUUUUAUUUAUCUUCUCAAAGAACCAGCUUUUGUUUCAUUUAUCUUUUGUGUUUUUUUUGUUUGUUUGUUUGAAUUUCAUUUAGUUUUGCCCUGAUCUUGGUUAUUUCCUCCCUUCUGCUGGGUUUGGGUUUGGUUUAUUCUUAUUUAUCUGUUUCCUUGAGGUGUGACCUUAGAUUGUCUGUUUGUGCCCUUUCAGACUUUUUGAUGUAGAUGUAGGCAUUUAGAGCUAUGAAUUUUCCUCUUAGCACCACCUUUGCUUUGUCCCAGAGGUUUUGAUAGGUUGUGUCAUUAAGUUCGAAGAAUUUUUAAAUUUCCAUCUUGAUGUCAUUUUUGACCCAAUGUUCAUUCAGGACCAGAUUAUUUAAUUUCCAUGUAUUUUCAUGGUUUGGAAGGUUCCUUUUGGAAUUGCUUUCCAGUUUUAUUCCACUGUGGUCUGAGAGAGUGCUUAAAAUAAUUUUAAUUUUCUGAAAUUUAUUGAGGCUCAUUUUGUGGCCUAUCAUAUGGUCUAUCUUGGAGAACAUUCCAUGUGCUGGUGAAUGGAAUGUGUAUUCUGCAGUUGUUGGAUGAAGUGUUUUGUAUAUAUCUGUUAAGUCCAUUUGUUCCAAGGUAUAGUUUAAAUCCACUGUUUCUUUGUUGACUUCCUAUCUUGAUGACCUGUCUAGUACUGUCAGUGUAAUAUUGAAGCCCCCACUAUUAUUGUGUUGUUAUCUCAUUUCUUAGGUCUAUUAGUAAUUAUUUUAUAAAUUUGGGAGCUGCAGUGUUAGGUGCAUAUAUGUUCACAAUUGUGAUAUUUUCCUGUUAGACAAGGCCUUUUACCAUUGUAUACUGUCCCUCUUUGUCUCCUUUAACCACUGUUGCUUUAAAGUUUGUUUUGUCUGAUAUAAGAAUAGUUACCCCUGCUCACUUUUGGUGUCCAUUUGCAUGAAAUGCCUUUUUCCACCCCUUUAAAUUUAUGUAAGUCCUUAUGUGUUAGUUGAGUCUCCUGAAGGCAGCAGAUAGUUGGUUGGUGACUUCUUAUAUAUUCUGUGGUUCUGUAUCUUUUAAGUGGAGCAUUUAGGCCAUUUACAUUCAAUAUCAGUAUUGAAAUGUGAGGUACCAUUGCUUUCAUCAUGCUCAUUGUUGCCUGUGUACUUUGGUUUUUUGUUUUUGUUUUUUAACUUGUAUUUUUGUUUUAUAGGUCCUGUGUGAUUUAUGUUUUAAAGAGAUUCUGUUUUGAUGUGUUUCCAGGGUUUAAGAUUUAGAGUUCCUUUUAGCAGUUCUCGUAGUGGUGGUUUGGUAAUGGCGAAUUCUCCCAGCAUUUGUUUGUCUGAAAACAAGUGUAUCUUUCCUUCAUAUAUUAUGCUUAGUUUUGGGGGAUACAAAAUUCUUUGCUGAUAAUUGUUUUGUUUGAGGAGAGUGAAGAUAGGUCCCCAAUCCCUUCUAGCUUGUAGGGUUUCUGCUGAGAAAUCUUCUGUUAAUCUGAUAGGUUUUCCUUUAUAGGUUACCUGGUGCUUCUGUCUCACAGCUCUUAAGAUUCUUUCCUUUGUCUUAACUUUGGAUAACUUGAUGACAGUGUGCCUAGGUGAAGAUCUUUUUGCAAUGAAUUUCCCAGGUGUUCUUUGUGCUUCCUAUAUUUGGCUGUCUAGGUCUCUCACAAGGCUGGGGAAGUUUUCCUCAAUUAUUCCCCCCGAUAUGUUUUCUAGGCUUUCAGAAUUCUCUUCUUCCUCAGGUACACUGAUUAUUCUUAGGUUUGGUCAUUUAGCAUAACCCCAGACUUCUUGGAUGUUUUGUUCAUAUUUUCUUAUUCUUUUUCUUUGUCUUUGUUGGAUUGGGUUAAUUUGAAGACCUUAUCUUCAAGCUCUGAAUUUCUUUCUUCUGCUGAGACUUUACAGAGCAUUUUGCAUUUCUAAAAGUGUGUCCAAAGUUUUCUGAAUUUUUGAUUGUUUUUUUUCUUUAAGCUAUCUGUUUCCAUGAAUAUCUCUCCCUUCUCUUCUUGUAUCAUUUUUUGGACUUCCUUGCAUUGGGCUUUACCUUUCUCUGGUCUCGCCCUGAUUAGCUUAAUAACUAACCUCCUGAAUUCUUUUUCAGAUAAAUCAGGGAUUUCUUCUUGGUUUGGAUCCAUUGCUGGUGAACUAGUGUGAUUUUUUUGUGGGGGGGUGUUGAAGAGCCUUGUUUUGUCAUAUUACCAGGGUUGGUUUUCUGGUUUCUUCUCAUUUGGGUAGGCUCUGUCAGAGGGAAGGUCUAUGGCUGAAGACUGUUGUUCAGAUUCUUUUGUCCCAAGGGGUGUUCCCUUGAUGUGUAGUACUCUCCCCCUUUUCCUAUGGAUGUGGCUUCCUAUGAGCCAAACUUCAGUGAUUGUUAUCUCUCUUCUGGGUCUAGCUACCCAGCGAGUCCACCCAGCAACAGGCUGGUUGGGGGUUUCUGCACAGAGUCCUGUGAUGUGAAUUGUCUAAGGGGUCUCUCAGCCAUGGAUACCAGCACCUGUUCUGGUGGAGGUGGCAGAGUGUGCAAUGGACUCUCUGAGGGUCCUUAGCUUUGGUGAUUUAAUGGUCUAUUUUUGUGCUCAUUGGCCUCCUGCCAGGAGGUGGCACUUUCUAAAAACUGUCAGCUAUAGUAGUGUGGAGAGAGACCAGAGGUGGGCGGGGCCCUAGAAUCCCCAAGAUUAUAUGCCCUUUGUCUUCCACUACUAGGGUGGGUAGGGAAGGACCAUCAGGUAGGGUGGGGAGAGAUGUGUCUGAGCUUAGACUCUCCUUGGGCAGGUCUUGCUGCGGCUGCUGUGGGAGAUGAGGGUGAGAUUCCCAGGUCACUGGAGUUGUGUACCUAGGAGGAUUAUGGCUGCCUCUGCUGAGUCGUACAGGUUGUCAGGGAAGUGGGGGAAAGCCAGCAGUCAUGAAGGGCUGGUCUCACUCUCACCGUGACCCCCGCAACAGCCCCGAGUCUGUUUCCAGGUGGAGGGCGAGAUGGGCUUGAAAAUUUCUCUGAGGCUACGCACCUCCCAGCUGCGAGAAAAAAGAGUUUUAGUUCUUCCACACCUGUGUAGUCUGCACGCCGGAUUUAUGCCCUCCCCGGAGUUCUGGCCAGGAGGCUUCUCACCACGUUUAAAUUGUUACAAAGUUCAGCUACAGAGUUCCUUCUCCCUGUGGAGUUUUACCCCCUGCUCCUCUGGCCACCCUCCCAAUGGAUCCCUGUGAUGCCAGGCAGGAAUGGGCCGCUUGGGGACCCAGUGAGAUCCCAGGGCCUUCCUGCUGCUUCCUCUACCCCUGUAUUUCACUUGGCUCUCUAACUUGACUCAGCUCCAGGUAAAGUCGGAAACUUCUGCAAACAGACCUUCAGCUUCUCCAGUGGGGGGUGUGUGUUUGGGAGAGGAGGGUCUCCCUUUCCCAUUUCUGCAGCUGGGGCACUCACAGUAUUUGCAGUGUCUCCUGGGUCCUGCAGGAGCAGUCUGCUCUUUUCAGAGGGCCUGUGGGGUCCUCUUGGGAUUGCUGGUUUGUUCUUGCAGUCAAUCUGGAGCUAAAAUUCACAAUGCAAGCCUCCGCAUGCUGCUCUGCCUGGAGCUACAAUCUAUUCCUGCCUCCCUUCUGCCGUGAUAACAGAGAUCCCUGCUUUUCCUUUAAAGGUUCCUAAUGUGAGAGGCUAGACCCAGAUCAUGGAGGUGCUUCAGUGUGAUGGCUGUGAUUUCCGAGCCCCGUCUUAUGAAGAUCUCAAGGCACACAUUCAGGAUGUCCACACGGCAUUUCUGCAGCCAACUGAUGUUGCUGAGGACAAUGUGAAUGAGCUACGAUGUGGGUCCGUGAAUGCCAGUAAUCAGACAGAGGUGGAGUUUUCUUCUAUAAAGGAUGAAUUUGCCAUUGCAGAAGAUUUAUCAGGUCAAAAUGCAACUUCAUUGGGGACCGGAGGUUACUAUGGCCACAGUCCAGGAUAUUAUGGUCAGCAUAUUGCCGCUAAUCCCAAACCAACAAACAAGUUUUUUCAAUGCAAGUUCUGUGUACGCUACUUCAGGUCAAAAAACCUCCUCAUAGAACACACUAGAAAGGUCCAUGGAGCUCAAGCUGAAGGGAGUUCAUCAGGACCCCCUGUCCCGGGAUCCUUAAAUUAUAAUAUCAUGAUGCACGAGGGAUUUGGAAAGGUCUUCUCUUGCCAGUUUUGCACAUACAAGUCACCAAGAAGGGCAAGAAUAAUUAAGCAUCAGAAGAUGUAUCACAAAAACAAUUUGAAGGAGACCACUGCUCCCCCACCUGCUCCUGCUCCAAUGCCAGACCCUGUGGUUCCGCCCGUAUCACUGCAGGACCCCUGCAAGGAACUGCCAGCAGAGGUUGUGGAGCGCAGCAUCUUAGAGUCUAUGGUCAAGCCUUUGACCAAAUCUCGAGGCAACUUUUGUUGUGAGUGGUGCAGCUACCAGACCCCCCGCCGAGAACGCUGGUGUGACCACAUGAUGAAGAAACACCGCAGUAUGGUCAAGAUCCUUUCCAGUCUCAGACAGCAACAAGAAGGAACUAAUCUACCUGAUGUGCCGAACAAGAGUGCCCCCAGCCCCACUUCCAACUCCACCUAUCUGACCAUGAAUGCUGCAAGCCGGGAGAUACCCAAUACUACCGUCUCCAACUUCAGGGGCUCCAUGGGCAACUCCAUCAUGAGACCCAAUUCUUCAGCUUCCAAGUUUUCGCCCAUGUCUUACCCUCAGAUGAAGCCGAAGUCACCUCACAAUUCUGGUCUAGUUAACUUGACAGAGAGAUCCCGUUAUGGAAUGACUGACAUGACCAAUUCUUCUGCUGACCUGGAAACUAACAGCAUGCUAAAUGACUCUAGUUCUGAUGAAGAGUUAAAUGAAAUAGACAGUGAGAAUGGUUUAAGUGCUAUGGAUCACCAGACAUCAGGCCUGUCUGCAGAGCAGCUGAUGGGCUCAGAUGGCAACAAAUUAUUGGAGACCAAGGGGAUUCCAUUUAGAAGAUUCAUGAAUAGGUUCCAGUGCCCCUUUUGUCCUUUCCUCACCAUGCAUCGACGUAGCAUCUCUCGUCACAUAGAAAACAUCCACUUAUCUGGAAAGACAGCUGUCUACAAAUGUGACGAAUGUCCGUUUACUUGCAAGAGCUCGUUGAAACUUGGGGCUCACAAACAGUGUCACACGGGUACAACGUCAGAUUGGGAUGCUGUGAAUUCCCAGAGUGAAAGCAUUUCUUCCUCACUGAAUGAAGGUGUGGUGUCUUAUGAGAGCUCAAGCAUCAAUGGUAGAAAGUCAGGAGUCAUGUUGGAUCCCUUGCAGCAGCAACAGCCACCGCAGCCACCACCACCGCCGCCGCCACCACCACCAUCACAGCCACAGCCACUGCAGCAGCCACAGCCACCACAGCUGCAGCCACCACAUCAGGUGCCACCCCAGCCACAAACACAGCCACCACCAACGCAGCAGCCACAGCCACCCACACAAGCCGCACCUCUGCACCCAUACAAAUGCACCAUGUGUAAUUACUCCACCACAACUCUGAAAGGGCUAAGAGUCCAUCAGCAGCAUAAACAUUCAUUCUGUGACAACUUGCCAAAAUUCGAGGGGCAGCCCUCAAGCCUACCAUUGGAAAAUGAGACAGACAGCCACCCCUCUUCCAGCAACACUGUGAAGAAAAGUCAGACCUCAAUUCUUGGGUUGUCCUCCAAGAACAAUUUUGUAGCUAAAGCCUCUAGGAAGCUCGCCAAUGACUUUCCUCUAGAUUUGUCACCCGUGAAGAAGAGAACCAGGAUUGACGAGAUAGCAAGCAACCUUCAGAGCAAAAUUAACCAAACCAAACAGCAGGAAGAUGCAGUGAUCAAUGUUGAGGAUGAUGAAGAGGAAGAGGAAGACAACGAAGUCGAGAUAGAGGUUGAGUUGGACAGGGAGGAAGAACCGACAGAACCCAUCAUAGAGGUUCCCACUUCCUUUUCUGCCCAACAGAUAUGGGUAAGAGAUACCAGUGAGCCCCAGAAAGAGCCCAACUUCAGAAACAUCACCCACGAUUACAAUGCCACCAAUGGGGCUGAGAUUGAGCUCACCCUUUCUGAAGAUGAAGAGGAUUAUUAUGGCUCCUCAACAAACUUGAAAGAUCACCAAGUUUCCAAUACUGCUCUGCUGAAUACCCAAACUCCCAUCUAUGGGACUGAGCACAAUAGUGAAAACACAGACUUUGGUGACUCUGGAAGGCUUUACUAUUGUAAACACUGUGACUUUAACAACAAAUCUGCCCGGAGUGUUAGCACCCACUACCAACGAAUGCACCCAUACAUUAAAUUCAGCUUUAGGUACAUCUUGGACCCCAAUGAUCACAGUGCAGUGUACAGGUGCCUGGAAUGCUACAUCGAUUACACCAACUUCGAAGAUCUCCAGCAGCAUUAUGGCGAGCACCACCCAGAAGCCAUGAAUGUACUCAACUUUGAUCACUCGGACCUGAUCUACCGGUGUCGGUUUUGUUCAUACACGAGCCCGAAUGUUAGAAGCCUGAUGCCACAUUACCAAAGAAUGCAUCCCACGGUGAAGAUCAACAACGCGAUGAUAUUUUCAAGCUAUGUCGUGGAGCAGCAGGAAGGGCUGAAUACAGAAUCCCAGACCCUGAGGGAGAUUCUGAAUUCGGCUCCCAAGAACAUGGCGACUUCCACACCUGUGGCUCGUGGUGGUGGUUUGCCAGCUACGUUCAACAAAAACACUCCUAAGACCUUUACUCCUGAAUGUGAAAAUCAGAAGGACCCUUUGGUCAACACUGUUGUUGUUUAUGAUUGUGAUGUUUGUUCGUUUGCAAGCCCCAACAUGCAUUCUGUCUUGGUUCAUUAUCAGAAGAAACACCCCGAAGAAAAGGCUUCCUACUUUAGGAUCCAGAAAACUAUGCGAAUGGUGUCUGUGGACAGGGGCUCUGCCCUUUCUCAAUUAUCAUUUGAGGUGGGUGCUCCAAUGUCUCCCAAAAUGUCCAACAUGGGUUCCCCACCCCCCCCACAACCCCCGCCACCAGACCUCAGUACUGAGCUUUACUACUGCAAACACUGUUCCUACAGCAAUCGGUCAGUUGUGGGAGUGCUUGUCCACUACCAGAAAAGACACCCAGAAAUAAAGGUUACUGCCAAAUAUAUCAGACAGGCUCCUCCCACAGCUGCAAUGAUGAGAGGGGUCGAAGGGCCCCAAGGCUCCCCCCGGCCACCCGCCCCCAUACAACAGCUGAACCGAAGCAGCUCUGAGAGAGAUGGCCCUCCUGUGGAGAAUGAGAUGUUCUUUUGCCAGCACUGUGAUUAUGGGAACCGGACGGUCAAAGGGGUACUCAUUCAUUAUCAGAAGAAGCACCGAGACUUCAAGGCCAAUGCAGAUGUGAUCCGGCAGCAUACGGCCACCAUUCGAAGCCUCUGCGACCGAAAUCAGAAGAAGCCUGCCAGCUGCGUGCUUGUCUCCCCCUCUAAUCUGGAGCGGGACAAAACGAAACUCCGAGCACUCAAAUGUAGGCAGUGCUCAUAUACCUCCCCCUACUUCUAUGCACUGAGGAAGCAUAUCAAGAAAGACCACCCCGCCCUGAAAGCCACAGUCACGUCCAUCAUGCGAUGGGCAUUUCUAGAUGGCUUGAUAGAAGCUGGCUACCACUGCGAGUGGUGCAUCUACUCCCAUACGGAGCCCAACGGUUUGCUCCUGCAUUACCAACGGAGGCAUCCAGAACACUAUGUUGAUUACACCUACAUGGCUACUAAACUGUGGGCUGGGCCAGACCCAUCCCCUCCCUCUCUCACAAUGCCAGCCGAAGCCAAAACCUACAGAUGCAGGGACUGUGUUUUCGAAGCUGUUUCCAUCUGGGACAUCACUAAUCACUACCAAGCAUUCCACCCCUGGGCCAUGAAUGGUGAUGAGUCAGUGCUACUGGACAUCAUCAAGGAGAAAGAUGCUGUGGAGAAGCCCAUUCUUUCAUCCGAAGAGUUGGCAGGCCCUGUGAAUUGUGAAAACAGUAUACCCACCCCUUUCCCGGAGCAGGAAGCUGAAUGUCCAGAGGAUGCAAGACUGUCCCCUGAGAAAAGCCUGCAGCUAGCUUCAGCCAACCCCGCCAUAUCCUCCACCCCAUACCAGUGCACGGUAUGCCAAUCUGAGUAUAACAACUUGCACGGCCUUCUCACUCAUUAUGGGAAGAAGCACCCUGGCAUGAAAGUGAAGGCUGCUGACUUUGCCCAGGACAUUGACAUCAACCCAGGUGCCGUCUACAAAUGCAGGCAUUGCCCAUACAUCAACACCCGCAUCCACGGCGUACUGACCCACUACCAGAAGCGACACCCGUCCAUCAAGGUGACCGCUGAGGACUUUGUGCACGACGUAGAGCAGUCUGCUGACAUAUCCCAGAAUGACGUGGAGGAGACGAGCAGGAUCUUCAAGCAAGGGUAUGGCGCCUACCGGUGCAAACUGUGUCCGUACACACACGGCACUUUGGAGAAACUAAAAAUCCACUACGAGAAGUAUCACAAUCAGCCUGAAUUUGAUGUCUUUUCCCAGUCGCCCCCGAAGCUGCCAGUCCCCCUCGAGCCCGAGAUGACCACUGAAGUGAGCCCUUCCCAAGUCUCCAUCACUGAGGAGGAGGUGGGAGAGGAGCCCGUGUCCACUUCUCACUUCUCUACCUCCCACCUGGUCUCCCACACUGUGUUCCGGUGCCAGCUCUGCAAGUACUUCUGCUCCACGAGGAAGGGGAUCGCCAGGCACUACCGCAUCAAGCACAAUAAUGUCCGAGCCCAGCCAGAAGGCAAGAACAACCUCUUCAAGUGUGCCCUGUGUGCCUACACCAACCCCAUCCGCAAAGGUCUGGCAGCCCACUACCAGAAGCGCCACGACAUUGAUGCGUAUUACACUCACUGCUUGGCAGCCUCCAGGACCAUCAGCGACAAGCCCAACAAAGUGAUCAUCCCAUCCCCGCCCAAGGACGACUCCCCUCAGCUGAGCGAGGAACUCCGGCGGGCAGUGGAGAAGAAAAAGUGCUCCUUGUGCUCUUUCCAGUCGUUCAGCAAGAAGGGCAUCGUGUCCCAUUACAUGAAACGCCACCCAGGGGUGUUCCCAAAGAAGCAGCACGCCAGCAAGUUGGGGGGCUACUUCACGGCCGUCUAUGCAGAUGAGCAUGAGAAGCCCACACUGAUGGAAGAAGAGGAGAGAGGCAACUUUGAGAAAGCCGAGGUGGAGGGUGAAGCUCAGGAAAUCGAGUGGCUCCCAUUCCGCUGCAUCAAAUGCUUCAAGCUGUCCUUUAGCACUGCAGAGCUGCUGUGCAUGCAUUACACUGACCACCACAGUCGGGACCUAAAGAGGGACUUCAUCAUUCUGGGCAACGGCCCCCGCUUGCAGAACUCCACCUACCAGUGUAAGCACUGUGAUAGCAAACUGCAAAGCACAGCCGAGCUGACCUCACACUUGAACAUUCACAAUGAGGAAUUCCAGAAGCGUGCCAAACGUCAGGAGAGGAGGAAACAGCUUUUGAGCAAGCAGAAAUAUGCAGAUGGUGCUUUUGCAGAUUUCAAACAAGAGAGGCCUUUUGGUCACUUAGAAGAGGUGCCAAAGAUCAAGGAGAGGAAAGUGGUGGGCUACAAAUGUAAAUUCUGUGUGGAAGUGCACCCAACGCUCCGAGCCAUCUGCAAUCACCUCCGAAAGCACGUCCAGUAUGGCAAUGUCCCAGCUGUGUCAGCUGCUGUGAAGCAGGAGGCGGAUGACCCUGCCCACUUGUUCCUGGAUGGAUUGGAAGCAGCCAAAGACGCCAGUGGCGCCCUGGUGGGCCGGGUGGAUGGUGAACACUGCUUGCUUGAUGGAAUGUUGGAGGAUGAAACCCGGCCGGGGGGAUACCAUUGCAGUCAAUGUGACAGAGUCCUGAUGUCCAUGCAGGGGCUGCGUUCUCAUGAGAGGAGCCACCUGGCCCUGGCCAUGUUUACCCGCGAGGACAAGUACAGCUGCCAGUAUUGCUCGUUUGUUUCUGCUUUCAGGCACAAUUUGGAUCGCCAUAUGCAAACCCACCACGGACACCAUAAACCAUUCCGAUGCAAACUCUGCUCCUUCAAGUCCUCCUAUAACAGCCGGCUGAAAACACAUAUACUCAAAGCUCAUGCUGGUGAGCAUGCCUACAAGUGUUCUUGGUGCUCAUUCUCCACCAUGACAAUCAGCCAGCUGAAGGAACACUCCCUCAAGGUCCACGGAAAAGCCCUGACCCUCCCCAGGCCACGGAUCGUCAGUCUCCUCUCCUCACACUCCCACCACUCCUCCCAAAAAGCUACCCCGGCUGAAGAAGUGGAAGACUCCAAUGACUCAUCAUAUUCAGAGCCCCCAGAUGUUCAGCAGCAGUUGAACCACUAUCAGUCAGCUGCCCUGGCAAGGAACAACAGCCGUGUUAGCCCUGUGCCUCUUUCUGGGGCUGCUGCUGGCACUGAGCAGAAAACUGAAGCCGUGCUUCACUGCGAAUUCUGUGAAUUCUCCUCCGGCUACAUCCAGAGCAUCAGGCGUCAUUACCGGGACAAGCAUGGUGGGAAGAAGCUUUUCAAGUGCAAAGACUGCUCCUUUUACACAGGCUUUAAAUCUGCUUUUACUAUGCACGUGGAAGCUGGGCACUCAGCAGUUCCCGAGGAGGGCCCCAAAGAUCUUCGCUGUCCUCUCUGCCUCUAUCACACCAAAUACAAGCGCAACAUGAUUGACCACAUCGUGCUGCACCGAGAAGAGCGUGUUGUCCCCAUUGAAGUUUGCCGGUCCAAACUGUCCAAAUACUUGCAGGGAGUAGUUUUCCGCUGUGAUAAGUGUACCUUCACCUGCUCCAGUGAUGAGAGCCUCCAGCAACAUAUAGAAAAGCACAAUGAACUGAAACCUUACAAAUGCCAGCUCUGCUACUAUGAGACCAAGCACACGGAGGAACUGGACAGCCACCUUCGGGAUGAGCAUAAGGUAAGCCGUAACUUUGAGCUGGUUGGACGGGUUAACUUGGAUCAGCUGGAACAGAUGAAGGAGAAAAUGGAGAGCUCCAGCAGCGAUGAUGAGGACAAGGAAGAAGAAAUGAACAGCAAGGCUGAAGACAGAGAGCUGAUGAGAUUUUCUGACCACGGGGCUGCUCUUAACACUGAGAAGCGUUUUCCAUGUGAAUUUUGUGGACGGGCGUUUUCACAGGGCUCUGAGUGGGAAAGACAUGUGCUGAGACACGGCAUGGCAUUGAAUGACACCAAGCAGGUGAGCAGAGAAGAAAUCCACCCAAAAGAGAUCAUGGAGAACAGUGUUAAAAUGCCCUCCAUAGAGGAAAAGGAAGAUGACGAGGCCAUUGGGAUAGACUUUUCCCUAAAGAAUGAAACAGUAGCCAUCUGUGUAGUAACUGCCGACAAAUCUCUCCUGGAGAAUGCAGAGGCCAAAAAAGAAUGAGCGUUUGGUGAAAUUCUUAAUCAAACCUUACUUGAACAGUGAUGAAAAAGUGGGAGGGCUGGCUUGGGCUGAGAAGGGAGGGACAGAAAAGAGAAGACAGAACAAAGCUGCUUUUUAGGACUGAACAAUCUAUUUUCAAAGCACUGGUACCUGUGUGAGUGAGUAUGUAAAUUAAAGUUAUUUAAAUGGUUGGAAUAUGUGGCUCCUUUUCCAUCACUACAUCUUUUCUUCCGGAUCUUCAUCAUGGAAGUUUCAUUUGUUGCGGAAUAUGGAAGCACCUCCCAAUGGUACGGUGCACCCUGUGGUGGUCUUGGACAGUAUGUGGAAACAGAAGCUCCAUGACGGUAGAAGACUUCUCAUUGGGGAGCAACUUUUUGACGCACAACUUUUGGUGCGUUUUUCUAGUUUUAAUACCUUAAGCUUUUUCAAGACCUAACUGCAGCCGCUUUGGGAAAAAAAAACAAAAAACAAAAAACAGAAAACAAAAAAAAAAAAACUGCUUUGCAUAAAACAGUCACCUGUUUCCUAGUACCUCAAACUUAACCAAGGGAACUCUCUGCAUUUGUCAGUACUACCUGUCGUCGUUGUGGUUAAAUGUAGAGAGAACUGCUGGGCAAGAUGGUGAAUGGAGAAAAAAAAAGAGUUUUAAAGAAAGGAACACAAAUUGUGCUUAAAAUCCCCAUGUGGGUUUUAUUUCUUAAAAUACUGUGAUUUUUUUAAUUAUUUUAGUAAAAAACAAAACAAAAAAAAGAAACAGACUUUAAUUAUUAGAUAACUGUUUGUGAAUUGUCAUCCUUUAUUCCAGGUAAGCUGUUUAUUAGUGUUCAACUAUAAUUUAGAAUUUGGUAGAUUCAUGUGAGCUAAUUUUAAGGUGAUUGUGGAGUUUUGUUUGCCACAUGUUUAUUUUCUAUCAAUUUGAGUGUUACAAACACAGCACAAUUCAGUUUUUCAUAUGAAUUGUUUUUCGUGUGUGUGUUGUUAUUGUUGUUUUAAUUUCGGGGCAAGGGAGAUUUAGUUUUUUGUGAAUAGGAAUGUUUUUAUUUUAAACAUGGAAAUAACAAAGAAGUUAACUUUCUUUUUUUUUUUUUUUUUUUUUUUUAAUUUAACUAAAGAACCAAACUUUCGGCACAGCUAUGCAGCUUGUGGGCCAGACGAGGAGGUCCUCCUCACCCUUUUGUUGCCUGUCAAAUUCACGCAUUAUCCGUCUCAUAAAUAAUUUCUGUUAGGAUUGGCUGGCUUUUGUGUGUGAUUUUAAAAUCUGUGUUUUGUUUCUGCUGGCAUUGUGUUUUGUUGGGGGUUUUCAUUUAUUUAGGGGACGAGGGGAUGUACUAGAAUCCCAUCCCUUUCGUGAGAGUGGACAAGAAAUAACAUAUCCUACAAGGAGCCUGGAGAACUACUUUCUUUCUUUCUUUUUUUUUUUUUUUUUUUUUUUUUAAAUCUAGCUGCCAGCUGCUCUGUCCCCCAUAUCAGCUUUUUCAGGAGGGAGCAGCUUAGACUAAAUCUAAGCCUACAUUUAUAAUAUGUUCUGAUUGUGAACAAAGGGUUUCGUUCCAAAAAAUAGAAAAGAACUUUUCUUGAAGCCUAGGUUUUAGAAGCCCGUGUGUGUGUGUGCUUGGAUGUGUGUGUGCGUGUAUGAGUGUGUGUGUGCAUGUGUGCACGUGUGAAUCCUUUGGUUUUCAUGUUUUUUUUUUUUUUUUUUUACUUGGAAGGGUUGUGGGAGGGUGGGAGGGAAGAAAGGGAAGGGGAAUUGCUGAGAUGACAGUGUCCCACACAGCUUCAAAUAAAAUCCAUGGAAAGAUGUUGCAUUUGUGGAAUAAGUGCUUACUUGAAAAGCAUGUUCUUCUUUUAUUUUCUUACUGUUAAGAAUUUUUAUUUGUAGGAUGUUUGUUUUAAUUUAAUUUUUUUAAGGGAUGGGGGCCAUCAUGUGGAAACCAGAAAAUGGGGAAAGUGUGAACUAUCCAGACAAAGAUUCAUUUUGUGUCUAUAUUUGUUUUUAAUUGGCCUCAUUUCAAAUGUAUUAAACAGUUCCAUACCUGGAUUGGGUGUUUGUAAUGGUUACCAAAAAACAAACAAAAAAAGAAAGAAAAAGGAAAAAAAAAAAGAAAAUAAUUGUGACAUGCUUUUAUCACUACUUUAUUUUUCAAAUAACAUGUAAAUAUUGUAAUCCAUUGGAUUUUGUUUUGCUAACCUGUUAAUAAAAAUAUGGGACCAUUAUCCUUUUAACAAGGCUAGAAUGUCAUUUUUUUCUUUUUCAAACAUAUACCUGAUAUUUUGUGGCCGCACAUUUUGGAUGCAUUAUUAUAAUUCUGUUGACUGUAAUGACAUAGAAUUUACAACAUUUUUUGUUGUUGUUUAAUUUAUACAGAGGACAUUUUUUUCAGAGCUUGAGAGAAGAAAAUAAAUAGCAAAAUGAUAACCUAUUGACUCCAGUAAUCAGUGUUUCCCAAUACUUCAUAAGAGAUAGGGAGACCCUGAGUCCUUGAAGCCAAGGGUUUAAAAACAAAACAAAAACAAAAAAAACCACAAGUAGGUUAUUCAAGUUGUUUGCAACAUACAUUUUGUAAUGAAAUGUGAGAAAUUAAUAAAGAAUUUUUUUCACAUGUG